This is a messenger RNA of Pelobates cultripes (western spadefoot toad), 61766 nucleotides long. The record is from the annotation of a GenBank genome assembly. NCBI's taxonomy places the organism in Eukaryota, Metazoa, Chordata, Amphibia, Anura, Pelobatidae.
UCUUCAUCGAGGAAUUGAAUACUCUUGCAUUCCUGAACUAAUUCACCAGUAUCACGUAAGUUUAGUCUAAGAGUUUAAUACAGAGAGCUCUGUGUUCCAACAGUGUAAGGGAAUCUUACUGGUAGUCAACAAGUCGCUAGGAAGAAAACUAAACAAUAAAUCAGACCAAUUUUAUAACUCUGCAGUUUCUGGAUUCAACUGAUAAAAUGGAUACAGGUAAACAAGAGAACUAUGCUCUUUUACAUGACGAAUCUGAUGUAGAAGAGUAUGAGAAAAGCAACAGAGGCAAUGAGAAGACUCAACAAGGGUACGUAAUUACAAAUAAUUUUAGAAAUUAUAAACAAACAAAGCUGGUAUCAUCUAAUACUAUACACCAGAGUGCAAUAUUGUUUUUAUUACGGCAACGUAUUAUAAAUUAGGCAAGUAACACUAGUAUUACACAUUCCAUUUUAUCUACAUUUUUUUUUAUGUAGUACAUAUUUACUUUUACAAAACUAUAAACUAGCCCACACUAAAUUGACUUAUGCAAUGUAUAAUCAUAUUUUGUAACUAAAUUCUCAUAAUGUCACAAUGUCCACGUACCCCCUUUUUUGCACAUCCUCCGCUAGCAACCUUGUACUACAGAGUUAAUCUAAUAAACGCAAACAUUAGAUUGCUAGGAUAUGACUUGACAAAUUGUGACAUGAUAAUGCAAUGUAUGAUCAUAAAUCAAAUAAUCAAAUAGAGCUAUUUGGUAUCCAACCCACCAUGUCCAAUAUAAAAAUGUUGAUAAAACACACAAAACUUGAGAGUAUCUGCAUAACAACAGGGAUACAUUGGAAAAAUUAAAAAUAUGAGUGGUAAUGAAAGGAGGCAACGGGUUGUAGAGAAAAGGACAUUCCUUAAUACUAAUGUCUUAAAAGGGUAUAACACAGUUACACUCUAAGACUAGUGGGUAUACCCCAAAGAAAGCUCAAACGUAUAUAUUCCUGACCACGUAAUUGACUUAAGAAAGGGGAAAGCAGCACCAUCAGUCUUUCCUUUGUCCGCUAUUACUUGUUUGUUUAAUGAAUGAUCAUAUACUGUAACUAUACUAUAUUGUGACAUUAUUUCUGUCUAAAUGUUUCUAAAAUGUAAAAAUUAAUUGAAGGAUAGCUAGAUAGCUAGAUAGAUAGUCUAUCCAUCUAGCUAGCUAGCUAUCUAAAAAGUAUGUUAAUUGUAGAUUUGUGUAUCAGUUAGGGAUAUAUUAACAAAACAGUGAGUUUUGCAAAGUUAAAAAACAACUUGCAAAAUGUUGACCAAUAUAGCAUAUAAGAUGGCCAAACUUGUUGAAUUGGAUAUCUUUCCAGACGUUACUGUGGGAAAAGUGAUUUCUUAAUUGCACAAAAAAAUCAAUAUCCUUUUUGCUACUUAUUGACUGACAUUUUCACAUAGGAGAAAUCAGACACAACUUCACAUACUGAUAGAUUUUAAGAAAAUGAACUCUAAAAAUGUUGACUUCUUUAUGUCAAUAUUAAAAUUAUGUGCAUCCUUAUAAUGAUAUAAAAUGUUGUCACAUAUAAAGGCAAAAGUAUCAUUAUCCAUACUUUGUGGAAGCUGAAGGCACACUCCAAACAUAAAAAGCACUUCAUAUUGGCAAAAUGCUUUAUCUGUGAAAGUGUUGUCCUCUUUUUAUUCAUUUUAUAAGAAUAUGGCUAAAUGAUAUUUCCCAGGGCAUCUGUAUUUAAAAAAACAUCUAUGUGAGCUGCAAUACAGUUCAUUGGGUAGCCUAUGAUUGGACAGCACAGAAUCUCUGUGCUGGGAAAGUAGAGGAGGGCAGCCAGUAGCUGCAAAUGUUAAAUAUACAGCUAUUGCAAGACAAGAUUUCAUAUAUUAUCAAAGAAAACAUGCAACACAAAUUACAUGUAUAUACUCUACUAAAUCUACUAAACUCUUUAUUUUGUUUCCGUGGUAAUAUUCUUUUACGUGCGCAAAGGGUUUACUUGUGUGAGAGUUACCGUAUUUACUUUAAUCUAAUGUGCACCUUUUUUGCAAAAUAAAGUUUUCAACAUUUAAAUGUGCAUUAGAUUCGUGGCAAAAUUCUACAUUUUCCAACAAAUUGCAUUCUAGCAAAUUAAAACUGGUUAAAACUGGUGAAUUAAAACUGGUGAAUUCACAAAGGCGAAUUAAAACUGGUGAAUUCAAACAGGUGAAUUCACACAGGCGAAUUUCAUUCAUAAGGAAUUUCACGGGUAGGGAAUUCUGAUAGAACACCGUCAGACAAUCUGUUCAGUAGUCAUCCACCUGUGGGAGAUUUCAUUAGGUCGCAUUCCAAGCCUCAUUUCCAUCUAGAUGUGCCAAUCAUGUGUACGUUCCAUUGCAUUACAAUGCAUUGUUCGCAUUUGUAUUUCCUUUUCCAGUUUGUGUUCCACUUCAAGCUUUGCGUUCCAGAAUAUCAGAACUUCCAGAUCGCAUAGUACUCCUACAUAGUAAUCAAAUAAAAAGUAUUACCUAUUAGGCGUUUGGCUAGAAAAUGGAUCUUAACAAUACAACAAAUGGGUGGUUUUCAUAACUCAAAAAUUACUUGUUAAUCUUACAAUAUUACAUUUAAUGUGGUAUUAGUGAGAUUAAUGACAAAAAAGGCUUAUGCAUUUACAAAUGUUUUGAUUACAACACAGGUUGAUGGUUACAGACAACCAAGUGCAUUGAUCAGGGCAGGCCUGUCCACAGGCCCAGGUGGGACGAUGGCUCUAGGCGGCACUCUUGAGGGGCUUUUUGCCCCUCAUCAGAGAGCCUGCAUCCCCAGCACACACACAGACAUACACUGCAUCUCCAGCACACACACAGACACACACACCCUGCAUCCCCAGCAUACACACAGAAAGACACACCCUGCAUCCCCAGCACACACACACAGACACACCCUGCACCCUGCAUCCCCAGCACACACACAGACACACACUACAUCCCCAGCACACACACACACCAGCACAUACAUACAAUACAUUCCCAAUACAUUCCCUUCACACAGACUACAUCCCCUAUCUCAUUAUACAUCCCAAACACACGCCAGUUGAUCAGCACACACAGUAUAUUCAUUAUAUACACACUGCAUCCCCAGCAAAAACACAGUACCUCCCCUACACACACACAGUACCUCCCAUACAAAUACAACAUCCCCUAUACACAUAGUGAUGGAAUCUACUCUCCACAAACAUACUACACUAACACAAACCUAUCAUCAAUAAACCUACAAAUUCCAAAUGGCCAAACAUAAAUGCUGGUCAUCCAAAAACAGCAUCCAGCGCCCAGCAUCAAGCGUUAUUGAAAUCCCCAUAGGAAAGCAUUGAGACAAUGCUCAAUGCUAUGGGGAGGGCCUAAUGUGAUGAUGUCGGAGAGACAGAAUGCCGACCGUGGGGGAUGGGGGGAAUUUCAUCCUUGCACAAUGUCUUUGGCCGGCCCUGGAAUUAUUAUUAUAGUGCCAACAGAUUCCGUAGCGCUUUACAAUAUUAUAAGAGGGGGGAUUUAACUAAAAAUAAGACAAUUAUAAGAAAACGUCCAGGAACAAUAGGUAGUUGAGGGACCUGCUCAAACAAGCUUACAGUCUAUAGGAGGUGGGGUGUAAAACACAAUAGGAAUAGAAGUAGCAAUCUAAUAAAGUGGGAGUGAAUCAGAGCUGGAGGACAAAAUAGAGUGCUCUUCUUAUAGGAGAGAGCAGGAGACAGGUAUGUGAUGUAGAGGUUACUCUGGGAGGCCAUAAGCUUUCCUAAAGAGAUGGAUUUUAAGGCGCUGCUUAAACGGUUGAAGACUAGGGGAGAGUCUGAUGGCGGAAGGCAGACUAUUCCAUAGGAAAGAAGCCAUCCCGUGAGAAGUCCUGCAAGCGUGAGUUGGCUGUACGGGUGCGAGCAGCGGACAGGAGAAGGUCACGGGCAGAGCGGAGAGACUGAAAAGGGGCAUAACUAUGGAUCAGUGAAGAAAUAUAAGAGGGGCUAGAAUUGGUCAAUGCUUUAUAGCUAUGGUUUAGCACUUUGAAUUGAAUUAUAUAGGAUACAGGAAGCCAAUGUAAGAACUGACAGAGGGGUGAGGUGUGAGAGGACCGACUAGAGAGGAAAAUCAGUCUGGCGGCAGCAUUCAUUACAGACUGUAGUGGGUCAAUACGUUUUUUGGGAAGGCCAAUUAGGAGAGGGUUACAAUAAUCCAUGUGGGAAAUUACCUAGAGCAUGGACAAGCUCCUUAGUAGCAUUGAUGAUGCUAAUUUAUAAUAGGUAUCUAAAUAACACAUUAUUUUCCAUAAGAACAUUGCAGUGUGUGCAUGCUGGGGCUGCGAAGGGGAGCAAUAGCUCCCCUGGCCCCUAGCACAAGAGAGCUAGCAAUGAAACUCCAGACUUAAAAAAAUUUAUUAGCAAGAUGUGUGUUGGGAUAUCUAUUUACACAGUUCAGCUGGAAAAGGCAGCAGGCAGGAAUUGUGCAAGACCUUUGCUAGCCUGGCAUUGUGACCCACAAUCUUUGUACCUGGACUUGCCAACUUGGAUAUUUCCAUGUGGACUGGGGUAUCUGGAGUUGACCAGGCUGCCAAAUUUAUAUGAGUAUGUAUGAUGUUCUUGCUUGUAUUUGCCAGCGACCCCAAGGUGAGAUGAGACAUCAUGGCAUUCAUAAUACACCCUGAUUGUCAUUGGUGGCAUUGGAGUUGUUCACGUUUCUUUGGCAUGCAUAUUUAUGUGAAUGCUCCUUCAUACUCUGUGCAGGUCAGCAUAAUAGAGAUUACAGGUAAAUAUGAUAGCUAUGGCAGUAGCUUCCUUCUCAAGAUAAAUACACAUUGGAUGAUCCAUGUGAGUAGGACAAUCAUCACUGAGAUGUGUGAGUUUAGAAAAAAAAAUACCAUUUGUUAAUACUCCAAGUAGAAAGGUUUCAGCCACCCAUCCUGUUUUUUCAGCUAUUAUGUACAUGCUUGUUAUAUUAUCAGUUUUGUUAUAUUAUAUGUUAGAAAAUAGUGUUUAAGUCCUUUCAGGUUUUGAACUUGCUUUAUGUCCAAAAGUCCAGUUAAUGUACCGAUAACUCCUCUUUGAUACUAUUGUGAUUCAAAAAGCAUGACUGAUUUACAUAAGAUUCAGAGCUUUUUUUUUUAGCCAUCGGAUAAUGAUCUACACCAAGUUUUUAAAAUACCCCUUAUACUGUAAUGUAUUUGUUUUAAAAUAUGUAUGAUAAUCUGUCCAAUUACAGGAAAUCAUAUAUGAGAGGAUUGAAUACAAUCUACAAAUUGGCACAACCACAUUGGCUUUGCCAUACAGUUUUCAUUGUGUUUUUGGUCUCUUCACAAGCAGCUCUAUGUAUCUUUGUUUUGACCAUGCACAUGGACCUAGAAACAAUUAAACUGGAUCAAUCAUUCUUACAGAAAGGUAUGGACUAGUAGUAUAUAAUUAUCUAUAAAACUGUACAAUAUCUAUUCAUGAAAAUGUUUAUCUGGUCAGACAUUUCAAGAUAAUGUUUGUUUUUUUCAUUAAAAUUCAUUUGGCAAGAUAGCAAUUGACUUUUAAAAUUUAUGGCAAUUUGGCCAAGUUGUAAACAAUGGCCAACUCAACUGAAUUAGAGACUUUAUCCAAAAGAACUGUGUUGAUUUAAAUUGUGUCCACUGAAUUUACUGUUUAAAGGAACACUCCAAGCACCAUAACCACUACAGCUCCUGAAUACAUUGGCAGUGCAUUGUAUGUUUCAAUUGAGAAUUGGCAAUUUUGUUUCAGUUUGAAUAGAAGCAGCAGCAGCAGCAGUAAUGUCAAAUUCAUGCCAUUCGUUUAGGUAUUCAGAUUUUUAUGAUAUUCUUAAGUAUACCCAACCUUCGUUUAUUAAUGUGCUUAUUAUGUUUUAAGUGUGCUUAAUCUGUGCUAGUGAAACAAACGCUAAAUGUCCCACUUGGCUGCAGAGAGGUUAAAUAUAUAUAUAACUGGAUUUAAAAAAAAAUGGUGACUCUUUUAUAUCCAUGUUAACCCCUUCAUGACCAAAUUUCUUGUUUUUGUUUUGGGGGUUGUCAAAAUAUUAGUAUAAUAUUUAUUUGAAACAUAGGAUGCAGAGUUAGCACAUAAAUGUAUGAUAUAACAACAGCUGUGUGUAUAUAUUGCUGUUCAUAUAAACAUAGUACAUAUGUUACGAACAUUUACAAAAUGUUCAUUUUUAUUUAUUCAUUCACCCUUUAUAGAAAGAUCAGGGUAAUGAGAAAACUUUAGACUGCAUGCUUUAUCUUGCAGUAUGAUGUAUAUAGGGUCUGAAAUAUUAGUAUACAAGUAAAAGUACAAUAUAUGUGACAAAAAUAGAUAAAUGAAAAAUACCCAAUACCCUGCUUUUAGGUAUUUGUAAGGACCUUGAUAGCAUUAAUGUCCUCUCACUUAUAUAAGGUUACGUGGCAUUACCCAAAUUAAAGGGCCUGUCCUACUAUCUCAGGUUAGCUCCUGGUGUCCUACAUUUUGGGACAUCAGGGAAAAGUCCCUAAUCAGUAUUUUUCACACAAUGGAUGGUAGUUUGAGCGCAAUAAAAAAAUAUUGGAACAUAUUUUGAUAUACCUAGAUGACUGUGCAGCCAAUAUAUUGUAUAUAGUUACUUAUUUUACACAGUCUCAUUAAUUGUUUAGAAUGGCAUUCCCAGGCCAGUUCUGAGCUGCAUAGUCUAAUCUCUGUGCCAUAUCAAGUGCAUUCAAAGUGAAAUUGGUUAUUUUUAAUUUAUAAUUAAAUUAAGGUAAUUUAGAUUCUUUCUUGUUAAAUUUAAUGGAUUUCAUUAUAAGUGUUUUUCUCUAAAUUGCGAAGAUUUAGUGCCAUAAUGUUUAUGUGCUCUCAAAAUCCCGAAGCUCAAUGAAUUACCUUAACUACUGCACAAUAAUACUGUUUGUCAUUUAUUUAAUCAUGUAGCAUUAGACAUAACAUAAUUGCUGCCUAGUUACAAACCACUUGCAGUAGUACUGUAUGAGAUAGCACUGUGAUGGAUUGCAUGUUUGUUUUUCAGGCCAACUCAAUUAUGUUAAUAAUGUGACUGGUUCAAGAUCUGAAAAUGCAACUCAGGUGAUACAUAUUUUUAUAUAUAUAUAUAUAUAUAUAUAUAUAUUCAUAUUUUUUUAUUAUUGUGAAAUUUUGCUUUCACUUAUGUAUUAAUUUUAAUUAAUUGAAUACGUUUUUUUCAACCCUUUGCAUUUUUCUAUGUCACCCUUUUUAGAACAGUGACUUAUGGGCCCUGUUGUGGUCAAUGCAAGUAAUGGAAGCGCCACACAUUUUUUAAGAGGAAAAUAUUUAUUCACAGAAAAAUAUAUGCAUAAACAACAAAUUUAAAAAUAAUGAAAAAAUGAAUCUGAAUGUUCUGAAUCCUAUACUUUGUAUAGGAUUCAGAUGCAAAAGCACCAAUUUUAAUCUUGACAGCACCCUGGCGAUGGCUGCAGGUUUGCUCAGGCUGACCAAAUUUCCAACCAUAUUUGCCUUUAGUAAAUAUAAGAAUUACAAUUUCAGACAAUCAGUCAUUUUCACAGGAUUUUGUCUAUUUGGACAAAAUCCAGUGUUUAGUGAAUAAGCCCGUAUGUACUGUAUAUUUGUAUUAAUCAUGAAUCAUUAUCUAUAUACUGUAUAUUUUUACUAAUAGUGAAUCAUCCUAAAUAUACUGUAUAUUUGUGAGCAAAACAUUGCAGGAGGAUAAUGUUUCGUUCUUACCCCUACAAUAUGUUAAUAUUCCAAAAGACCUGAAAGAAUCACAGAGUAAAGGAAGAGCUGUUGUAUACAGCAGACACAUACUCCAAGGAAUCCAGUGGAAUUAUGAGGCAAAAAUGUGGUUCUUUGUUAAGCUCAUUUGGAUACUCCUACCCAGAAUCCCCUGCAGUAGUGAGAGCACUGUUAAAGUGAGAUUUCUGUGGAAAAAGCAUGUCUUAUGGCUUGACUGGUGUCUGUAUUUGUGUUUAGCAAUGUAUUAACUAUCCACUUACUUCAGGUGGAAGGGGAUUUCAUCCACACUUUUUUCCCCACCACAACUCUGUUGGUAUGUACUUUACAAGUAACGCCAAGCCUCCAUUGCAAGCCAGUAACCAACCUCAUGCUGAUGAGUUGCAUUAACAACAAAACAGCUGUCCAUGAGUGGUUCACUGUUUUUUCUUCUCUUCUUGAGUUGCGUUUCAAAGCUGUUGUAUACAGCAGACACAUACUCCAAGAAAUCCAUGUAUAAAGUGAAAUUAUGAGGCAAAAAUGUGGUUCUUUGCAGUAGUGAGAGCACUGCUAGUGAGAUGUCUGUGGGAAAGCAAGUCUUAUGGCCUGACUGGUGUGUGUAUUUGUGUCUAGCAAUGUAAUAUAUAUAUAUAUACAUAUAUAUAUAUAUAUAUAUUAAUAUUAGUUAUAUAGUGCCAACAAAUUCUCCAGAGAUGUAUACAGGGUUAAUACAGAUAAUUUGCUUUUAAUUUCAUCAUAAACAGGUCUGUACAAUUUAAAUGUGUUAUCCAUUUAAUAAUUUCAUUGUGUGCAAUAGCAGAAAGGGUUCUUUAAAGUAAAACCAAUAAAAUUAUGGGAUUCCCUGCAGGUAACGUCAUCACUGCAGGAUAUACUUAAAUAAAAAAAUAUAUGUGGGCAUUAUUAAUAAUAAUCUUCAGAACUCAGCUGUGCUAAUAAGAAACAGUCCAUAACUCUUAUGCCAAAUAUAUUUUAAAAUGUAAUUACAGUUACUGCAGUUACUGCAAAACAUAAUUUAGGCAUUACUGAAAUACUCUUGAAGAUCACUACAACAAAACGGUUAUAAUUGUUUUUCUACUUCUGUUCUUUAUUAAACCUAUACAAAUUAUUUUAUUUUGCAUGAUCAUAAGAAAACAGAAGGAUUAAAGUCGGAUGAACAAGGAAUGAAUAACAUCAGUCUUUUGAAAAGGAUUCACGCUAUAGAAUUGGUAAAUAUGAAAUAGAUGUAUAAAAGAAAGGGAUUCUGUGUCUAAAUGCUGAAAUGUCAUCUAUAGAGCAAAAGAUAUCAGAUUAAGGAACAAAAGCUGAAUUGCUUGCAAUUUGGGAUGUCCCAUUCAAGAGGGCAUCAAAUAAAAUUUAUCUCACUAGUUCAGUUUUAAAAGAAACCUUCCAUUAGCAGCACAAGUUUACGGUCAUAAAACCAAAAUACCAUAUAUGUAUUCUUUGGGCAAUGCAGCAACACCAAACAAUACGUUUUGCCACUCAUAUAUUAGUAAAUUACAGCUGACGUCUUUCUAAGCAGAGUGAGUAUGGAAUUCACAUAUCAAAUAUUUUUCUACCUAAUGAGAUGGACAAAGAACAGUUAAAAGUUUUGUAUAUUUCCCUAUUGGUUGGCCCCACAAAGGAAUAAUGUUUUCCAAAGUUAUAAGUAGCAUAUCACAGUAGACCCAUCUCUAGGGGUAGUCCAAAAUGAAUUGCUGUUUACAUUUUCUCUGUACUAGACUUUACAGCAACCACCUAGACGUGUUACAUGCCAAUUUCAUUCAUACCUGGUACACCAUCCCUAAUUAAUAUAUAUAUAUAUAUAAUACGUUAACUACAAAUGUUAAAAAAAAAGUGAAUAGAAAUAUGUAAACAUUUGCACACAUUUUGGCUAACUAAUAACUUAUUAAAUAGCCAAAAUGCUUGUAAAUAUGUAGAUAUUUCUAUUCACUCAGACAAGCAAAGAUAGCACAUUUCUGUAAAAGAAAAUUGGAAGAUUCUAAUCACAUAUAAAUGAUCUACAUAUUCUAAUGCAACAUGGAUCUUGAUAUGCCUUACAACUAAUAAUAUAGUUUGCAAUUAAUGAAGACAAAUUGAUUGCUCUGUUUAAAAGCACCAAAAAUACCUUACAAGCAUCCUAACUGCACUUGAAACAUAACAGGGCAUAUGAAAAGCCAUUUGUUCAGUAAAGAUCAGAAAUAGAUUAUCCUGUUUUCAUGAAUUUAAAUGCUGCUUCUGGCAGUUUUCACUUCUUUUGGUAUUAUGAAUCCAAGCAGAAUACUUUUAUGAAGUACUAAAAAACGUAUUAAACCCCAUUAGCAGUUAAUGCUCCUGCAAAUCAUUCACAGACAAUACUGUUUUAGUUUCAUAAUUCAGAUUAAGUUUUAUUUUUUUCAGCUUCCAACUAAGCUUGGGUCCAUUAUUAUUUUACCCCAGGAUUUUACAAAUGUUUUAUACAUGUCCUUAUUUUCAUUUUAUCACAUCCGAGUGUCACAAAGUAUUGAGAUCAUUACUAGACUAAUUAAUAUCAAUUUAUUUAUGUAUUUAAAUUUUUUCUCAUACUCAGAUUAUGAUAUCACUCAACAGAAAUUAGUUGAUAGCUAGAAGCUUAUUGAGUAGACAUGUGCAAUUCGUUUAGUUCCGAAUGUGAAUUCGGACGAAUUUUGGGCAAUUCGGACAUUCGGAUACUUUCGAAUGUCAGAAUAGAUGAAUUGCCGAAUUUCUGAAGUGCUGAACCGAACCGAAGUGCCAAAGUCCCGAAGCGCAGAAUUUCUAAAUAGCCGAAGUGCCGAAGCACAGAAUUGCUAAAGUACUAAUAUACCCAGUGGAAGAAUGAAGAGUGUUACACUGUAUACCAGUUUAAAUAAAAAGUAUACACACAUAGCCAGAAUUCAGCUGUAAGCAUUUGCAACACUUACAACAAUCAAGUAACACGUUCAUAUAAAAUGUAAGUUACUUAGCCAGUCAAUGGAUGGGAAUGAGUAAGUAGAUAACUCCCUAAUUCCCACGGUAUUAGGGAGCUAUCUACCAAAAGGCUGAAAGACCUAAAUUGGUCUUUCAGACAAAUUUACUAAUACUAAGUAAAGAUUACUUGGUAUUAAAAAAAUAUACCGCAAGUAGGGGCAUGUCUACUAAUGGGUGAGCAGCCUAUGGCUAUGGCUGCUCACUGUUUAAAAAAAACAUCUCCCCCAGCUCCUUUGCGUUUCUCUUUCUCCCCUUCUCUCUGUGUGUCUCUUCCCCUCUCGAAAACCCUUUGUGUGUCUCUUUCUCCCCUUUUCCAUCCCCUAUGUGUGCUUCUUCUCAUUCAGCACCUAUUAUGUUUCUCUAUCCCCCCUUCCUCACCCCUCUGUCUUUUUAUCCGCCCCCAGCUCCUCUAUGUCUCUUUUGUCCCUCCAACUUCCCUUUGAGGUCUCCACCCUGUUCCUGCUCACGUCCCUCCUCCUUGUAGUGGGACGAGCCAUGUACUCACAAGUCUGACAAGAAGCUGUUCGGUGCUCUCAGUGAGCACUUCCAGUCAGACCGGGUAGAGGAUGAUGAAGCUCCUCAACCACAGUCUGCAGCUCAGCCCACUACAAUGACUCACCGGCUGGAGGGAAGUGCGGUGAAAUGGAUCUUGCACCCCCUCGGCCCUUGCAGUCUGCCACCUUAUGGUAGCGCCGGCCCUGCACUUAAUUCAGCCAUACAUUUUUUUGCAAAUAUCCCCUUUUUUUAAACUUUAAAUUACUGCUCCCUAUUUUUCAUAAGAUACCAAAGGAAACAUAUAAUAACCAAUCAUUAAAAAAUAAUAAUCAUUUUAAAGUUAAAAAUGAAAAAAAUCUCACUUCCUAUUUUGUUUUUAAUCCAGAUGUGUAUAAUAUAAUUUUAAUUAUUUUUGUUUUUAAAUCUGCCUUGCAAUAAUGCCUGAUAUUUCAUGGUCAUUGGGCCAGACAAUAUUGUAGCCAUUUCUACAUGUCCGCACAGCCAUAGACAGCAUUUUCUCUGCUGUUCCUUAAAGCGACACAGUCACUAUCUGGGGACUUUCUGUAAUUUGCAAGUACCUACCUUAUCUCAAAACUGGGAAAGGAAGAAAUUAGUUGUAUUUACAAUUUAAAAAUCCUUAUCCCUCAUGGUUUAAACUCUGAUUUUGAAGUCUGCCAUUUUUAAUGAUUUUUUAUAUAUAUUUUACUCAGAUCCAUUUUAAUAUCAUAUCCAUUAUUUUCACCAUUAUUUUUCUUUUAAUAAGAGCCAACUUAUAUGCAUGUUUACUCUCUUAACCACUUUUUGGGUUUUAUUUGAAUUUUUAGUGUAUAUGAAUAUUUGGAUUUUAUAUUGUAUAUGAAUAUCUUUAUUUACCUACACAACUACUGUAAUUUCUUCUUUUUUCUGUUUUUCUUCCUCUAUGUAUGUAUUGUAUAUAUUUACCCAUGAACUUUUAAUGAACUGCUCGAUGAAACAAAAACGCAAUAAUUUGCGCUUUUUAAAAUAACUGAACAAGGGGGGAGAAGUAUACAAAAGUAUUUUGAGCACAGUGGAACGCAUGAAUGCGCUCCAAUAUAGAGGAAUGGACACAAAUCACAUGCGUUCCACCAAUGGAACGCAAAAUCCGGAACUCGGAACCGGAAGUAAACGCACGAUAUGCAGAGGAAUAGAUGUGAACCACAUGCGUUCCACCUAUGGAAUGCACAACCCGAUACUGUAAAUGACCGCACGACAGGAAAAGACCGCCAAUUAAGGUAGAUUUAAAAGGAAACCCACAGACAGGACAACAGCAGCAACUGAGGAAGUCUCCCAACGAGGCUAAACGCGUUUUGCACUACAAAGGACCUACAGACACCUUAUUAUGAACUUACCUUUGGACUGUAAGGUUUUUAUUUUUAUCAAUUUGUUUUUAUAUUCUAUCUUAGAAUGUUUUUUAUUUUUUUCCUUUGUGCACUUUAUAAUAUAGCACUUUACAUUAACAUUUACUACUGAGAGGAUAUUCGAUUCUUUGGAACCAUUCUACUACUCAAGAAGGGAGUGGGGACCUUUAUACCCCACAAAGCUGGAAAUCUGAGCCUAUUAUUAUUGGCUCCAACCUUGUGAGUGUAUUUUCACCCAUUAUCUACACUCUAAUAUUUAUAACUGACAAUAUUGCAUUAUUGUUUGCCUUUUUUGUAUUUUAUUACUAGGACGAUACUCGCCCAAGAAUUGACUAAACAUUAAUAGGAAAGAUACUCAACCUUAUAUGUAUGUAUAUUUAUGUUUAUUGUGAGAUUUAAGGGAAACUCACUAAGGUGUUAGAGUUUUGAUUAUUAUUCAUACUACUCACUGGGAUUCUGUCACCAUUUAUCGACCUACCUUAUCUCAGUAUAUCUUUUGGCUGGGUUGGAAAAUCUGUGAAAUUCCAACAUAUCUCAAUAUUUUCAAUAUAGCUCUAUGAAAUGCUCAUUUGGGGGGGGGAGAGGAAGGUGACAAUGCUGCUUUUAUGCUAUUACAUUGCAAAAUCGCAUUAAUUAUAUUACCUUGUUUGGUUUAUUUGUAUUUAGUGGAUAUAAGUAAUUAGUCACAUGCUGACAUCAAAUAUUGCUUUUUGUAGAAUAUGAAAUCAGUGAAAAAGAUUGUUUCAAGUCAUGAGGAUUACAAAGCUGAACAAAUCCACCAACAAGCCGAAGCAACUAAGGUAAAUAUAACUAUAAUUGCACAUUCUGUUACUUUUUAUUUAAAUGGGGAAUAUUUUAGUUUUAAUAGCAGUGAUGUAUGUUAUAAUUCCUAACUAAACUUACAUGAAAUGUUAUUUAAUGCUUAUUUAUAAUUUAGUUUUUAAUGCGGAGUGUCACAAACAAGUAGUUUUCCUGGCACUAUAACUCUAUAUAGUGCCCCACUCCUUCAAGGCCUCCUACCCCUCUCUCUUGGUGCAGAAAGAGUUAAAAACCCCUUCUAUCACUUGCCUGAGUCCAGUGCCAUUGGUUCGAACUCUGCCUUUGCUGCUGCUCCUCCCACUGCCGGCAUCAGCUCGCCAAUGGCCACGCUCACAUUAGUAUUUCCCCCACAGGAAAGUAUGUAUAAUGCUUUCCUAAGGACGCUGGAUGACCUGAUGCAUAGUGUGAGGAUGUCCAGCGUCAGGCGACCAAAAGUCACCUAAUCACCUGGAAGUCCCUAUAGUGACUGUCUACUAGACAGCCACUAAAGUUGGAGUUUCCCCUAAAAUGUAAUUAUUGCAGUUCAUUAAAAACUGCAAUACUUACCUACGCAGGGUGAAAGGACUUGGGAUUAUGCACCCAGACCAAUUCAAUGAGAUGGCGUGGUCUGGGUACCUAUAGUAUCUCUUUGUUGAGCUUUCCAAAGGAUUUAAUACUGUUAGAAAAAGUUUCUGAAUUAUAUUUCUACAAAUACCACCAUUGACUUUAAAGUUGAUUUCUGUAGAUAAAUCCUUUGUAAUGCUUAUUUAACAGUAUUUAAUCUUUUGGAAAGCUUAUUAAAUCAAAGUCAUAAUUAUAAAUUUCAAUCCUUACAGAAAGUCUGCUACUCAAAUUAAACAUUUUCACAACACCAAUUAUCUAUUUUAAAACAAGUUAGAAAUUAAUUUGAUGCAUGUUACAUUUAUAAAAGCUGUUCAACUCAACAUAAAAAUAAUAUUACAUGGAUUACCGUUAACUAAAUUAGAAACAUAGAAAUGUACUUUACCGAGUUAAAGAAAGGGAAAGAGGGGAAGAGAACUAAAAGGGUGUUAAAAACAUUAGAUUUGGCAUUUACUUGUAAUAAUGACUUAUAUUUCAGAGAUUGUUACUUUAAAAUACACAUCUUAUAGCAUAACAAUUAUAUAAAGACAUAAAAAAACAAAUGUAAUUUUAGAUUUGAUAGUGUAUUUUAUCUUUAAUUUUCAGUCUUCUUGACCAAUUUAUCUCCACCUAGUUUUGAGAUCCUUGAAUGCAAUGGAUAAGACCCACUGAAAUGGGAUAGACAAGGUAGAUAAGUUGUUAAAAAAAAUUAUGUUAGAAUGAUCAGAAAGGCAGGGCGAGGGUCAAAUGAACGCUAAAUUGGUUAUUCAAAGGAUAGCCAAAGUUAAGGGAAGAAUAAUGCAAUGUAUGCAAUGGAAGGCAAUGUGCUUGAGUGAGUACAUAAUGAACAUUGAGAACCACAGACUGUUAGGUGGAUAGACUUAAAACCAGAUUGGAUAGCAACUAGAAUAGAAAAUGGGUGAAUAUAGUUCAUGUGUUGGCUGUUGAUAUGACCAGUAAGGCAGGGGACAGAGGACUAAAUGGUCCAUAAUUAGUGCGGUACAUACUUCAUAUUGACGAAGCUUGAAAUAUUUUAUUAAUCAAUAUAUCUGACCUUUACAGCCUUUAAAAUCAAACAAAAAAAAGUGACAUUUAUGACUUCAUAUUAUUUUUAAAUGAGAAUCAUGAUUAUCAAAUGCAUAAUGUUGAAGUCGGUAUUAUUUCUUAAAUCAAAUUCUCAAGUCAAUUUACAGUCCAAUAUUAUUUAAUAAUGUAUAUCGUAAUUUGUUUUUUUGACUUUUUUGGCAUAUUUCACAGUAUGAAAAUGCAUUGGAAAGACAGUUCAAUAAUAUGACCAAAGCCUUGAAUACUAUUCGAAAUCACCUGGAGGAGGUCAGUACAAUUUUCUUUGGCUUUCCUUUCAUUUUAAUAGAAAUUACCGCUUUUGAAAAUGUAAUGCAAUCUACAGUAGAUCUAAGUAGUAAUAGCUAAGUGUUUUGUAAUACAUUAUUCUUUUUUAGUGUUCAAAUUCUAAGGAUUUUCUUUUUAAUUUUAAUAGUAUAUAGUUUGCUCUAUUCAAAUAGGUUACAAAUGCAUUUUCAGGAUUAAAGGCUUUUAAGUGUAUUGUAUUCUAUAUUUGCAAAUGUACUGCAGCAGAUUGCUUUUAAAAAUCCUUUAAAAUACUUAUGUGUUGUUAACAAUAUGAGUGCCAGGAAAAUGCAACUAGUAUUUAACAAAUACUUUUUUGGCAUAACGUUAAUUAGAAGAAUAUUUAAGGCUGGAUUCUGUAAGAAAAGUAAAGAUUGAUAGCUGAAUAGCAGUUCAUCUAUUGAAGUCUAUGAUAAAAUUGAUAUUCAGUAAGCAGAGUAAACCCUAAGAGAAUCCAGGACAUUAUUUGUGUGUUUGACUGCUAAUAAGAUGCAUGCUGCCAGCAUUAUAGAAACACGUUUAAAGAGAGCUGACAGUAUGUGUCAACAAAAAGUAUAUUCCCCCACUGUUACACAAUCAGUCAACAAUAUAAUACUCAACGUAUAAAGUGGGAAAAAAAUCUAUGGUCUCUCAGAAUAUAUGUGUACAACAACAUAAGGGAAGAAAAAAACAACCAUAGUGUAAACCAUUAAGUAGACAUAUUAGAUUACAUUACUAUAAUUUAACCUUAAACUCCUUAUCUUGGAAGUGCAAACUAAUAUGUGGUGGCAUAUCUACUUAGUAGUUUUACACUAUGGUUGGUUUUUAUUUUCUUCCACAGAAAUUAGCUGUAUCUCCAUUGUGGUGUUGUACAUAUAUUCAACACAAGUCUAUGUUGUUUCCAGCACACAAAAAAAUAUUAUUUGAGUGUCCUUAAAGUGGCCCUGUCAUGCCAAACUUACCUUUCCCCAACUGCUUCCUCUUCUCUACCUCUGUCAGGAUCUGUUCUUCAUUUCUUCCUUUCUGAUCUAGUUUUCUUUCAAACAUAAGGCAAAGUAGGGGCUACUUUGUUUUAUGUAUUUUUCCAUGCUCCAUUUCCUGUGGUCAAAUACAUUUUCCCACAAUAUUCAACUUUCCUCCUGUGUUCUUGUGUUGUUUCAUUCACCGUUCGAACUUCCUGUCAUUUAGACGGGGCACCUGUCUCAGGGAAAUCUUGACUUCUGUAUGAUUUCGGUUCCAGAUUAGCAUGCAUAGGUUACAUCAAGUCAGUGUAAAGAUGAUUCGUUAUUGGGAGGGCUGGAUAUUUAUGCAGUUUAGACAAAAAAAGGAUUUAUGCCAAAAAGCAUUUCUAACUAGUUUCAUAUAGUAUUCCUGUGAUCACUCAUACACCCUCUUAGCAUUACCUCUUGGCAGGGUUUCCAAGGUUCUGCACAUCCUGCAACAUACAUUAAUUCUGCUACAUGCCAAAUUAUAUAUUUGCUGCACGUACAUAAUAACUAAAACUAGCGUAGUGAGACAAGAUGGAGGGACAUAGUGAGACAAGAUGGAGGGACAUAGUGAGACAAGUUGGAGGGACAUAGUCUUUUAUCCUUCACACCUGCAAAUUCACAGAAUUUUGUCCUAGCAGAAUGUGUACAGUUUGUCCAUUCGUGUUAGGACGUGCAUUUUGUUUGGUUCUAAAUUUCAUUAGAAUGAAUAAAAUUCCGAUCCAGUCAGUGAUGCAGCUGCAUCUUGCAGCCGCUUAGUAGAUAGCUCCCUAAUUCCUACAGUAUUCUCACUCUCACUAAAAUUCUCAAUCUCUCUCUCUCCUCUGGUAUAUUUCCAUCACCUUUCAAACAUGCAACUCUAACCCAAAAUCUAAAGAAGCCCAAUCUUGACCCUAACUCACCAUCCAACUAUCGUCCUAUCUCGCUACUGCCUUUUGCAUCCAAGAUCCUUGAAAGAAUUGUGUAUGCGAGAUUGACAGACUUCCUCGAGUCCAACUCUCUGCUAGACAUGCUUCAGUCUGGUUUACGCGCUAAGCACUCUGUGGAAACGGCACUGACCAAAGUAUCCAAUGAUCUACUCGCUGCAAAAUCUCAUGGUCACUACUCUAUCCUAAUUCUCCUUGACCUGUCUGCGGCUUUUGACACUGUUGAUCAUAAACAGCUUCUUCUCAUCCUCCGCAAUAUCGGUCUACAAGAUAUUGCUCUUUCCUGGUGCUCCUCCUACCUCUCCCAGCGCUCUUUCAGUGUUUCUUUCUCUGGCUCUUCUUCUUCUCCCCAACUCCUCUCUGUUGGUGUCCCCCAAGGUUCAGUCCUUGGUCCCCUACUGUUCUCAAUCUAUAGUGCCUCCCUUGGUAAACUCAUUAGUUCCUUUGGCUUCCAAUAUCAUUUCUAUUCGGAUGACAAACAAAUCUAUCUGUCCUCUCCUGAUCUCUCCCCGUCCCUCUUGACUAGUGUCUCUGACUGCCUCUCUGCUGUUUCUAACUGAAUGGCUGCCCACUUCCUUACGUAAGCAGAUGUUUAUAAACUAAAGUUAUCUAACAAUAUCAGGUGUUAUCAUAAUAGAGCUAAUCACAUAUGCAAGAACGAAAUUCGUAAACCAAUAAUAAGUCUCAUACAAGUAAAUAGACAUAUCCCAGAACUAGAAUUCCCCAGCGUCCUAUGACUCUGUAACUUACCUUAUACCAGGGUUGGGAAGAACCAUAAAAAGGGGGGGGAAUAGUCGCCUCCUGUCAUUACUAAACUUAAGAUUAUUAGUACACUGCGUUAGCAUAAUCUUCAAUUCUACAACAUGACAAGAGGCUUCAUAUUUUGCAAUUUUAACGCAUAGGAAGAAGAAAAAAACGCGGUGUUAGAUGACGGACAGAAGUAGAAUGUCCGAAAUGUAGGUUCGUGAGACCAGUCCGCCGCUUGUAAGAUAUCCAAAAGUGACGCACCCUCCAUAAACGGCGAUGAUGCUGCUGCUCCGCGAAUGGAGUGGGCACCAAAAGACAGGUCUAUCCCAGCCAGGGUGAGGAGCCAUCUAAUCCAUCUGGACAGGGUAGAGCCUAAACCGGACCGUGAGGGCUAAUAUAUGACACCAGUAGUUGCUGGGAUGUUGUUGGGCGCAACAUCUCCAUCGCCUUCACAUAUUCAAAGCAUAACCACCCAUAGUUGAGGAACCGAAGCAAAGAACGAGUAGAAGACCGACAACGAAUCAGAUUUAGUUCAUCGUAAAAUACAGAAUGUGACCCCUUCCAGUCGUCCACAUCGAAUGCGUGCAUAUCCAAGACUCAUCGGAACGAGAUGAGGCACAGUAGGAAGGUAAAUUUGGUUGCCAAUUGUCAUAAGGAUAGAAGUUCGUUAGGUGGCCACCAUCUCAAGAACCGAAGCACCACGUCCACAUCCCAUAGACAUUGGUAAUUAGGAGCUCGAGGACAUCUGAGUUUGAUGCCAUGUAGUAGUCGACAGAUCAGGGGGUCUUGAUCAACUGUCCUCCCUUGGGUAGGUAUAUGGGCUUCCGAUAUAGCGGACCUGAUGACAUUGAUGGUGCGGUAUGACUUACCUUCCCCGAACAGUGAAGAGAGGAAAUUCAUCAUCGCGGAAAUAGGAACUGUAAAGGGAUCAAGGUCCCAUCCCACGCACCAACUGGUCCAAGAUCACCAGGCAGAUAAGUAACUCUUCCGUGUUACUGGGGCCCAGGAAUCCCACAGUAGGUCUUUAGUCGCUGACGAUAAGUCGUUGGUACACCAUGCACCCCGAAAGAGUCCAGGUCACUAAGGACCUCACUAAGGACCUCUCUCUGGAGGAGCCAUCAGACUCUUCUGAGUCUUCCCUGUCUUGGGAGCGUUUAGGAACCAGCCUGAUAGCAUCAGAGGCCGCCGGGAGCACUCCUCUAGGGAUGCGGCCACCGCCGCAUCGAUCAUUGCCUGAAGGUCCAUGUUAUGGGCUAUCUAUGCACUUGAUAUACUAAACAGGCACAAGUAGGAGAGGUAGAGAAACCAGUUGGGAGGGACGUGAAAGAGGCCGUAGGCCAUAAUUUACACACAGCCUAAUGGUGUGCAUCAAUAGAGCAGACUCUUAUAAUCACUGUGGCUCACCGAGGAAAUCAGAAUUGCAUAAACAGAUUCCGUUCAGCAGCACUCUGGGUAUUACCCAAAUGGGGACUCAUCCCUUGCCAGACUACUAGGGUAUACCUGACUGGUAGUCCCACUCUCCAGGGGUAUUUCACCAACCUGACCAGGUCGCUUUGACAGUAUGCACAUUUUCACAGCUGGACUGAAAAUUCCAAAAGCAGAGAGCCUCUUUGUGAUGAGAGUAGAAUCCACUAUUAAACACACGAACAAGAUGGCCGCAACGAGUCUUGCGAGAACCGGGGCUAAAUGGCAUAGAAAAAGCCAGCAAAAUGCAUUUGCAGGAAAACAUACGAACGUCAGGGGAAAGAGACUAGACGUGAACAGCAGAAUUCCAUCGAACAGUCCAUUCACGAAAAACAAACUACCGAACGUAUAAUGAGGAUAGAACUCCGCAAACGGAGGUUUACGAACGGUUAGUUCAUGUGCAAAUCCCUGAACGUAAUGCAGAGAAUAGCCGCGAAUUGGGAAACCUCGCAAACGGACCAUUCGUGCCUAAAUGAUAGUACUUCAAAGGAAUCAGUGUAAGCUAAAUAUUUAAAAAAUGGUAAUCACAACAAGUGCAUGUAUCAUUAAUAUUGGUGCUGUGGAUAAAAUCCAUACAUUUCCACAUUUACAAAAUAAUUAGAAUACAGACAAAACACUAUUUUAAGUCUUUAAAACUAUUAAAUAACUAUUUUGUCCUUGUAUUUGAAAUUCACUUUGGUAAAUAACACUAACAUUGUCUUUUCCUGUACCACCCUUAACCCCUCUCUCUCUCUUACCCACAUCAGCUCACAAACAUUUCUGCCCCCACCCCCACUUUAUAUAGUGUGUGACAUACUGGGUUUUCAUAUUUGCAUUGAGUUGGGACCGGUGCCUAUUUGCCUUUCCAAUUAUUAUUAUUAAAAAAUCUAUGCAGAAAAAAAUCAAAAUUGAAAGAAAAUUAGAUUCCUGCAUAUUCAAUGUAAUGAAAAAUGUAGUUUUCUUAUGCAAUAUAAGCUUUGUAUCAAAACCUAACAAAUUCCCAUCAAAAGUAAAUUGUUUUCAAACUAUCAUUGUUAAAAGUUUUAAAUCAAAGCAUAUGUGCUUUACCCCAUCAUGAAAAUGUGCAUAAUUUUUUGAACCAUGUUUCAGUAAUUACAGACUUCUACCACAAGGUGUCAGCAAAGGAAUAUAUUUCAAUAUAGCACUGAAUCGGCUAAUUCUUACUUUAUUGUAAAUUAUUUUAAAAAAAAUUUUCUUUAAAUAUGUGAGUGCUGAAUAAUAACUAAUCAAUUUAAUGGAGUAGUAUUGUGUACAAAAUUGCACACUGUUAGUGUUUUUACAAUACAAGGGUUACUUGUCAUGUAAGAAAGAGGUGUAAUUAUGUUAUCGGCAUUUUCUGAUGAAAUAUUAAUAAUAAAUAUGUACAUAUAAAUAGGUAAAAAAAUUAAAUAUAAACAAUAAAAAUUUAAAAUUUUGUUCUUGUUAGAUUGUGUGAACAACGCAAUUUAGGUUUCUUUGUUAAUCCCCACAAUUGAUCUUCCCCAGAAUAUAUUUUCAUGAGGUUUCCGAUAUCACAGCAAACGCUUCUUUAUAAGUAGCCACUCUUAAAGUGGCUACUAAUAAAGACUGGACAUACCCAGAGUUGUUUACUUUGCAAAUGGUGAGCCCAAAUGUGGGUAAUUGUCAUUUCUGGACUGCCAUACGGGCUCAAACGCAAUAUAGGCCCAGCAAAACAAUCUUGGAAAUUUCAAUGUGGAAAAAACUGAAAACGGGGAAAACCUGUAAUUUGCCCAAACCCCACAAACCCUGAACAUGGAGGGUACUAUUGUUCUUGUGAGACAUCGCUUAACACAAAUAUGUGUGUUUUAUUGUAGUAAACGCUAACAGUAUUUUGACAUUCACAGUUAAAAUGCCAUGCAGAACUUGAACAAUAACAUUUCUUAUUUCUCAAACUUUUUAUGUUUUAUUCAUAAUAAAUUAUGUUUCAUAUGUGAAUCUUUGAUGUAAAAUGAAAGCUCUGUUUCUUCUGAAAAAAAAUCAUAUAACAUAAGUGUGGGUACACUUAAUAUGAAAUAGAUAAAUUAUGGUUGAACAGAAAAAGUGCAAAUUCCAGGUUUAGUUUUAAAUAGUACUUGUACAUUUGCCUCCAUUCUUCAGGGGUUAACAAAAUGUCCAGGUCAUCUGGCAGAAAAACAGCCUCUAAACAUUAAAGAGCCACCACCAUAUUUAACUGUUGACAUGUGGUACUUUUUCAUAUGGCUACUUCUCUCUGUAUACACCAAACCCUCUUCUGGUAUUUAUUGACAAAAAGCUCUAUUUCAUCUGACCAUAGAACCUGAUCCCAUUUUAAUUCCGAUAGUGUCAGGCAAACCGGAGAUGCUUGAAUUUGUUUUUGGAUGAGAGUAAAGGCUUUUUUUCUUGAAACCCUUGUGGGUCGUGAAAACAACUUGUGGUAAUGUACGUGACAUUGGAUUGAUGUUUUGGAGACUGUCUUACCCCAAGACACAACUAAGUUCUUCAAUCAUCCAGCUGUGAUCCUUGGAUAAUUUUUGGCCACUCAAACCAUCUUCCUUACAGUUUAUUGAGACAAUACAUAUGGUAUAAUUAGGCAUUUUCAAUGCUUUUGCUAUUUUCUUGUACACUUUAUAUUUUGUGAUGCUCAAUAAUCUUUUGCAACACAUUACACCUAUAUUCCUCGGUCUAACUUAUUUUGACAAAUGAAGAUAAUUUGGCCUAUGAGUUACCUCAUUUUUAUACCCCUGUAAAACUGGAAGUCAUGGUCAAACAAUUUCCUGGUCCUAGUCACACAGUUGUUCUAAAAAUGUAAAAUAUAUAUGUGAAUAUACUUUUCUCAUAAAAAAAGGAAUUGUACCACACAUAUAUUGAAUAAAGAUAUUUUAGACAAACCUGUGUUGUGUUUGCAAUAGUUUGAUAUUCAUGAGAGCAGAGUAUUUUUGUGUAUUUUUUUAAGAAAAUAACGAAAGGUUAAGCAAUGAAGACAAAUUUCCACAGCUUCUUUGCUCCACCAAGGGUUCCAAUAUUAGUGCAGGGCAUUGUAUUUCCCCUGCUGUAAGUCCCCUUAAAUUAAUACUAUGCUGUAAAAACGAUACUUGGGCCUUUAUUAUAAAUAACUUUCCAUUCACCCACAUUUUCCAACAGCUACAUUCCCACAUUGUAACCUGCAAAAAUGCUUAGUAACACAACCUCACAUACAUAUUUAAUGUUCCAUACAUAUCUCAAAACCCUCAGUGCUCUCCUCUCAUCAUUCUCACAUACACACAUCCCUUCCAACAUCCCACUUUCUAGAUAUUCAGUAUAUUGAUUUCAUGAAAUAUGUUUAUAACCCCAUUUUUCCUUACAUUUGACAGAACAUGGAUAUAGUCUUCUCGCAGAUAUCACAACUAAGAGAUGAUGUCUACUUUAUUGAAAAUGCUUUAAACCGCUCAAAGCAAGAACAUUUCGGUGUCAUUGAAACAACACCAAAGCCAACUGCGGGACUCUCAAUCCAGAAGACAACAGAUCAUCUGUACAUGGAACCUCAGAGUAGGUGUUUUCCAACUCUUUGUUAUAUACACAAUAAACAUUAUAUAAGAAAAAUGCAUAACUAUUACCAAGAGAACAGAGCAGGAGAUGUGUUUUAAAUGAAACACAAUGUACAAUAAAGGAAACUAAAGAACUGUGGACUCUUUUUCAGCAUGUGUGUAAGGAAGUUAUGUGAGUCACAGCCGGUGGAAGUGUGCCUAAGGCUGCAUAAGAAAAAUAGAGUGAGUUGACUCCUGAAUGGCAGAGAAUUGAGAAAUGAGACUGCAAGGGCAUGAGCUAUACACAAAAACUGCUCCAUUAAGCUAAAGCUGUUAUGGUGUUUAGUGUCCCUUUAAACACAUGCAUUUAGAGGCAAAAUAAAAUGUUAUAUGCCACAUGAUGACAUUAAUUUAAUAGCAGUGCAGCACAUACCCUUAACUCAAAGCAGUUAAUAUAAAGUUCAACAACAACAACAACAACAGCAAAAAGUUGGCAUUUAGUAAUUAUAAAAAAAAAAGUGAGGAAGUGAGGAAGAUAGACAGAUCUACAAGAUUAGGCAGACAGAGGCUAAGCAAGUCAUAAGAGCUUCCAAGUCACACACAGAAGAGAAAACACCCCAGUCAGUAAAAAAAAAAGGGGACAAAAGAUUUUUUAGAUACAUAAAUGAGAAAAGAAAAGUAAAACAAUGAUUACCGUAUAUACUCGUGUAUAAGUCGAUCUCAUGUAUAAGUCGAGUGCAGUUUUGUGACCAACAAUUGUGAAAUAUGCUAUGCCUUGUGGAUAAGUCGAGGGUAAAACUUGGGGCUAUGUAAUUCUGUGAUUUUUAUAAUUAUAUACACACACACUCAUACAAACACACACUCUGCAUUAUAUACACACACACACUCAUACAAACACACACUCUGCAUUAUAUACACACACUCUGUGUAUAUAAUGCAGAGUGUGUAUAUAAUGUAGUGUGUGUGAACUGGGUGGGGGGAGGGCACUUUUAUUAUUUUAAUUUUAUUUAUUUUAAUAUAAUUUUUCUAUUUUAUUUUUUUUUUGUCCCCCCCCUACCUGCUUGUUAACUGGUCAGGGAGGGGGGCUAUCUUAAUCCCUGGUGGUCCAGUGGCAUGGGCUGUGAAGUGGGGGGGCCGGCAGGAAGCAUUUACUUUCCUGCAGCUCCUGUCAGCUCCUUUCUCCACCGUUCCGGUCAGCUCCACUGUAAGUCUCGCGGUCUGGUUGCCGCGCGGAUCGUUGCCAUGGCUCUGACGGCCGCGGCUCUCUAAAUUGCCAUAAUACAGACAGUGACUCGAGUAUAAGUCGAGUGGGGGUUUUUAAGCACAAAAAAUUUGCUGAAAAACUAGACUUAUACUCGAGUAUAUACUGUAGUUAGAGUAAAAACAAAAGAAGGAAAUUAUGUAGAAGAGGAUAAAGGUCUAGCUGACUGCCUCAAUGAAUAUUUUUGUUCAGUAUUUACACAUGAAAAUGAAGGAAAGGGGCCUCAGUUCUGAAAAAGGAAAACUUUGUUACAUGUGAGUUUACAGAGUAAGAGGUUCUAUGUCAACUGUGAAAAGUAAAAACAAAUACGUAGAUGGGGCCUGAUGGUAUACACCCAAUGUUAUUAAAAUAGCUUAGUGGUGUACUAGCAAAACCAUUAACAAAUGUAUUUAACCAAUCAUUGCUAAGAGGAGUGGUCCCAGAAUAUUGUCAAUUAGCAAAUGUUGUGCCCAUUCACAAGAAAGGUAGUAGGGAGGAGUCAGGCAACUAUAGGCCAGUAAGCCUUACUUCAGUAGUGGGGGAAGUAAUGGAAACCAUGUUAAAGGAUGGGAUUGUUGAACAACAGAGACAACAUGGGUUUACUUCAGGGAGGUCAUGUCAAACUAAUCUUAUUGAUUUUUUUUUAUUGAGUAACUAAAAUAAUAGAUCAAGCGGGUGCAGAAGACAUUGCUUUUGACACUGUCGCACAUAGAAGGCCCAUCAAUAAAAUACAAUCUUUAAGUUUGGAUUCAAAUAUUGUUGAAUGAGCUAGGGAGUGGCUGAAUGACAGGCAACAGAGGGUUGUAGUCAAUGGAGUAUAUUCGAAGCAAGGUCUUGUUACCAGUGGAGUACCUCAGGGAUCUGUGCUUGGACCUAUUCUCUUUAAUAUUUUUAUUAGUGAUAUUGCAGAAGGUCUUGAUGGUAAGGUAUAUCUUUUUGUUGAUGAUACAAGAGAUAUGUAACAGGGUUUAUGUUCUAAGAGGGAUAAGCCAAAUGGCAAAUGAUUUGGGUAAAAUAGAAAAAUGGUCAGAGUUGUAGAAACUGACAUUUAAUGUGGAUAAGUGCAAGAUAAUGCAUCUUGGACUUAAAAACCCAAGGGCAGAGUAUAAAAUAUUUGAUACAGUCCUAACCUCAACAUCUGAAAGUAAUUUAGGAGUAAUUAUUUCAUUAUUUUCAUUAUUAUGACUUAAAUGUACGCAGACAAUGUAAUAGAGCAGCAGGAAAUGCUAGCAGAAUGCAUAGGGAGAGGAAUUAGCAGUAGAAAGAGGGAAGUGCUCAUGCUAUUGUACAGAGCACUGGUGAGACCGCACUUGGAGUAUUGUACACAGUACUGGAGAUCGGAUCUUCAGAAGGAUAUUGAUACUUUGUAGAGAGUUCAGAGAAGGACUACUAAACUAGUUAAUUUAUUACAAGAUAAAACUUGCAAGGAAAGCUUAAAGGAUCUUAACAUGUAUAGCUUGGAGGAAAGACGAGACAGGGGGGAUAUGAUAGAAACAUUUAAAUGCAGAAAGGGAAUCAACACAGUAAAAGAGAGGACUAUAUUUAAAAGAAGAAAAACUACCACAGCAAGAGGACAUAGUCUUAAAUUAGAGGGGCAAAGGUUUAAAAAUAAUAUAAGUAUUAGCUCGGCAUAAGGCUAUCCUAGACUUAAGAUAAGGACAGGGACUAACAAGAGUAUUUAGAAAAUUGAGCAGACUGGAUGAGCCGAAUGUUUCUUAUCUGCCGUCACAUUCUAUGUUUCUAUGUACCAUAUAUUAAAAUUAAAAUCAUGAUACAUUACUUGAAAAUAAAAAAACAUCAAGGAAACUUCUAGUCUGCAUACUGCGAGAUAACGUUUCAGAAGUACAUCAGAAAAAUGAAAUGUUAUGAAGCAUACACACAGAAUUUAAGCAUAGCAGAAAUGUACACUGGAAUAAGGCUGCUGGUAAAGCUCGGGACCAAAUGAACAAACACAACCUACCCUACAAAUGUUUAGAUAAUAGUUCUGUAUUACAUCUUAUCAGCAUUGUGCACCCAUUUACUGGAGAAAACAAAAAAAGUUUCAAUGCUGAAAUAAAAAAAUAUAUAUAUACUAGCUGAUGCAGAUGUACAGUAACCUAAAAACUGUCCUAUGCAGAUAUAGAGAAUGAUUGCACAUACUUCUGUUAACAAAUAUAAUGCCUGACCAUGUGCACUACUCUGUGCAACAUAUACAAUGAGCUUUUCAUUGCUCUGUACAAAUAGAAAGCUCACAUGUUCUCUCUAUGCAUUUCUAGGGAAUACAUGUAGUGAUAUAAAAGAUAUAUGGUAUACAAAGCUUAGUAUAAACAUAAAGAUUUAAAUUAAAUUGUGUGCAUAAAUAAAAGCACAUAUUAUACAUAAUGAAGUAAUGAUAUAAGCUUCCAUUCCAUUCCACACAUUGUAUUUUAAUAAAAAAAAAUUGAUUGGGUGAGUUCUGAAAUAGUGCCAAACUUCAAUGAUUUAUGACAUGAUUUAUGUCCUUAAGUGAUAGCCUUUCUAUGUCCUUAAAUGACAGCCUUUUGUUCCCAUUUUCUUAAUAUCUCUCCCACGUGUUUUAAUGCCAAUCUUCCAUGCAUGUUUUCGUGUUUUCCUUGCCAUUUUCCCCAUAUAUUCCAUGACAACCUCUCGAUUCAUUUCUAUGCCAUUUUCUCCUUUGUUCUCUAAAACAGAAUCAGUUUCACUGUGUUUUUCCAAGCCAUUUACAUUUGUUCAUUUACAAACCAGAUUUUCCUGUGUAUUUUAACAGCAGAUAGCCCUUUGCGUUUCCAUGCCAGUGUUUCCUGGGUGUGCCCAUGCCAGCUUCACCCUUGUGUUACAUUUUUUUUUUUAUAUAAAUGCGGGUUAUUUGCAAAUGAACAGUGGCUAUUUCACCAUGCAUGUUGAAUACAACUGUAUGAAAAGUAAAUAAUAUAACAUGUUAUAGACCAGAACUGCAAAAUGAUUUUCAUAUGGAUUUAUUGUAUGUAUACAGAUACAGUUACUAUGGAUAUUGACUGUGUUCUAAUUGUUCUAAUGAUGUGGAAGAAAAAACUCCUUGCUAAACUAUUCAUUUCCUCUCCAACGUACUUUGCUUAUCAGUUAUAUUCAAUAUGCCAUCUGUUUCUUGUAUGCAGUGAUAUACAACCAGAAUCAUUAAAGCCAAUAAUUAUUGUGCGUGUAUAGUUCAUAUCUAUAUUUGAAAUUAAUAUUGUGAAGCACAAUAGGGAAAGGUAUUUGAACAAUGUAAUUGUUCAGAGCGAGAGGUUGUGCUGUUAAAGAUAGUCUUAAACUUGAAAGAGAAACUGGAUAGUAUAGUAUGAUAAGCAAACAAUAUUAAACAGAGUAAUGAUAUUGUUAUAUCUGCUAUAGGUUUAAACACAGAAAUAUAACACAGAAAAAUAAACAUUUAUGUCAUAAAAACAUUUUGCUCUUUUAGUGCCAGAUCUGUUCUUCACAUGGUAACAGCCCAACAAAAAAAAGAUAUGCAUUGUUGUGGCAUUCCAAUGUAAUAUAAGUGACAUCCCUCAUGUUUUUUUCAGUGUCUUCUGUAUUUUCUUUUGUAACGUAUUACUAAUUAGUAUUGAACAUUCAAAGUUCAGCUUUAACUGCACUAACUUUUUCCAUGAUGCAAAAUGAAAUAGUACUGCGAAUGUGAUUGUUAUCAGACUGAUAUGUAAAUAAAAUAGAUUUCUUCUGUAACCAUGCAAGCAAGAUAAAACGUUUGGCAGCUUUCUCCUGAAUAAGAUAAAAAUAUAGGGCACAGACAUUUUUUUUAUUUUUUAAAGGUGAAAUAUUUAUUUAGUCUUCAGAGAAAUUAUGUCUGUUCUUAUUGUCUUUUUAUGCUUUUUAUUUUUAAUGUUUAUUUUUGUGUAGAGCAAUAAAUGUUGAUGCCUGGACUCUGCUGGAUCUCCAUUUUUUUUUUUUUUAAUUCUUUAUUUUUGUUUCAACACCAAGUGCCACUUAACAACAUGAAGUGGCCCGCGCAGGGGCCUGUCAUCAACAUAUAAUGCAAUUUGUUGUACAGAGAAGAUUUAAAGGUAUGUCAGGUGGAUCUCCAUUUUUAAUAGUCACUAUAUGGUAAAAAAGUAUCCAUUUGCAGAACAGGGAGAGUUAUAAACCUUUAUUAAAAAAAAAGAAUGAUCUUUUUAUUUUAAAAUUGUUAAAUUGUUCAAUGUAAUAUGUUUCAAUAGAAUAUUAUUUUUGAAAAAUCAAAACCAUAUACAGGUGGUCUUCACACUUGUGACCUACCUACUUUGACUGCUCGGAUUACGAAUUCGAGGGAUUCCCCAUGUUAGAUAGCUGGUCUAUGUUUGUGGGAUUUUCCCCGAACAUAGAUUUGCAGGAUUCCCUGCGCUACUGAGCUAAUCUAUGUUCAGGGAAUUUUUCCAGAACAUAGACUUGUGGGAUUCCCUGCGCUAGUGAACUGUUCAGAAAUGUUCAGUGGACUGAGUCGUAAGAACGGAACCCCGUCGAUAAGUAAGGACUGUCUGUACUGAUUGAAUUCAAUUUAGGACAUGUUUUUAAUGCAUCAAUUUACUAAACCACAAACCAGAAGAAGACUGGGAACACAUUGGAUUUAUUUUGCCUUGGAUUGUAUUCAAAUGUGCCUAGUCUUUUGUUUUGUGGAUUACCUUGGAGUGAAGUUCCAGCCUUGACAGUUAGAUUUCUCUUGAUUUGUGUGCAUCUUCUCAUCUUUUCUUUUUUUUUCCUUUUUUUAUCAUGAAUUUUGUUCAUUAACAGUUGUAUACAUUAGUAGAAAAAGUUAUUGUACAUUUGACAAUAUAACAUUUCAAUCAUCGUUACAGCAAUCAUGUUUGGUACAUUUAUACACAGCUUGUAAACAUUGUAACUGAUCUCUAGGAUGUAUGUCUAGGAUGUGUAGACACCAUGUGAACAAAUUUCUCUUAUAAGAGAAAAAAGAAGAAUUAGGAAAAGUAAGGAGUGAAGAGAGGACGGGAGAGGAAGGAUUAAGGAGUUUCUUAGUACCCAGCAAAGCCUAACAGAGAUUGGCAAGUAAAGUUACAGCGAUCUAAGCUACCCCCCCCCCCACCAAGCUUUUUCAUUAUACAGAAUCAUCCAGUUUUUUUAGGUUUGCUUUGUGUGAUUGAAUGAUGAAUGCAAUAUUCAAGUUACAACUUUUCCCUCUUCACAUCAUGUUCAUGUAUCAUUUGGGCGCAUAUCAUGCGCACAACUGUUAUGACUUCGAGGGCAUGUGGGUUAUGGGUUAGUGAGACAAUUUGCUUCAUCCCAGCUAGUCCAGGCUACUUUCCAAGUCUUGCUUUGUUGGUAGCUCGUCUAGUCGAUAUUUGAGAUAGUUUAUUGGUUUCAAUAAGUUGUAGGCAUUCUUCCAAUGUAGGGGGUGUUUUUUCUCCAAUUCCUACUGAUGACCAUACGCACUGCAAUGUUUAUAUGGUAUAUGAGGUAAAGCAAGAUAAGUUAUUUUUAGGGUGUAGUUCUGUAGUAGAACUCUAUAUAUCAGAUCUGCUACCCUUUUCCAAUAAUUCACUAUUUGUGGGCAUGCCCACCAUAUGUGGAGCAUAUCUCCAAGCCCGUCUUGACAUCUCCAACAUUGGUCAGAGAUGCUAGGGUGCAUACUAUGCAAGCGCUUUGGUACCAAAUACCAUCUUUAUAAAAUUUUCCUUGAGAGCUCUGUUUGGCGUAUAGUGUACGUUUUUUAUUAGAAGAAAAUAUUAAUGAUUAAUAUUCAGCCCAGCGUAAAGUAUUGAAAUAAUUUUUGUUGCUGGUGCCUGUUUCGUCAGUAUUUUCUCAAAGUUCCUCAGCUGCUGCAUAUUUACACUGCGCCACUCUGGAAUAUAGUGUUUCAGUAACCACAUUUUUAAUUGUAGAUAAGAGAAGUGAGCUACACUUGGGAGGUUAUGGCUUUGUUGUAGAUGGGCAAAUGCUAUAACCUUAUUAUCAUGGAUCAAUAGGUGGACAUAGCAUAUGUCAUGUCUUUCCCAGAUUCGAGAAUUAAGAUUAGGUAUAAUGUAUUGAAGUGUGGAGAUUGUCAAUGACGGGGAGUACAGGUCAUGAGAGCAGUACCUGUGUCUGUGUGUGUUCCAUACAUGCCUUGUGAAGGCUGUCAUAGGAAGUAUGGGUAUCUGUCUAGGUCUAAGGCAGUUGGGUAUCCACAUCAAGGAGGAAAAAUGAUGGCCCCUUGUUACUGUUGAUUCAAUGCCUACCUAUUGUGGGGGUUGUCUCUGCGUCUGAGCCAGCACCAGUAGAGUAAUAUUGGCUGCUAAGUAAUAAUAUUGAAUAUUCGGUAGGCUCAUGCCUCCCUUUGUGAAGUGGAGGUACAGAGUGGAUGCAGAGACUCUCGGUCUUUUGUCUGCCCAUAUGAAUUUGUAUAUUAGUGUAGCGGAGAGCGGGUCUCUCACAGACUAUCUCCGCUGGUAAUCCAAGUGAGGCUCAGGAACAAGUAGUUAUACCCAAGAGAAUAAUUUCCACGGUUAGUAAAGUAAUCCAAAAGUAUCCCAUCAUGGUUCCCAAUGACUGGACGACACACAGCAUCAGGAGCAAAACUGGACUUUUAUUCCACACAUCCUUCUUUUAAGCAUUUCUCCCAUGCAAGGGAGGUACCCACAAUAAUUAGUACAGUAGCCAAUCAUUUACACGUUACCUCCCACACAUCUCCUCCCCUCAGUAUGACACAUAAUCCACUUAUACAGUAUAUGGUUUCACCCGGUUUUCAGAUGUACCCCAAAUAUGCUAGGUACAAUUAUACAUGUUAUAUUCCCUAAUAGCCCUGAUCUGGAUGAGCAACAUAUUAAAAAAUCACCCAGAUCGGACCAGGGGUUCGGGAGUUAGGUGGAAAUAGAGAUUUGACCGACCGCACACGAGGUAGUAUCCGAAAACACUUCCAUGUGUUUUGGCCUUGCGGUCGGUCUUGGUUCGGGAGAUAAAAAUCACGAAAAUCCCUGCCAUCCAGGGCUGAGCUGGGGUUCGCAUGAAUAACCUUGUUCGGUAGAUCCAUUUAAACGAAUGAUAGACUGAUGGGUUAUUCUGUUCGGUAGUUCUGGAGCCAUGGAAGUCUCAGCGGUGUUUGGGUAAUCGAGUGUCCGAUUUGGGUUCCAGACACUCAACGACUAAACACCACUGAGCGUUUGUAUGCCGAAUGGCGGCCACCCAGAAAGCCCACACGGGGGAUUUUGUCAAUUGUCAAUUAGCUUGUGGUUACACUGGAUUAGGGGGGUAAAUGAGAGGCACACUUAUCCCUAGGGUGGUCUGAUUGUUCAGUAGUUUCAUUCGUAUGAUGAACGGAAUGAUUUUACCGAACAAUCAGACAAAUGCUGCAUACACUAUCAAUACACAUAGCAGGAAAUAACCGAAAGUACAUUAUAACACACAAUUUUGCAGACAGCCCAAUGCCAUCUGCUACAAUUAGCUUUUGGCUUUCUGUGAAGUAUUUAGUUGGCACCUUGAUUGGUAGUGUUCUGAACAGAUACUGGUAUUUAGGAAUAGCUAUCAUCUUAACCGCGGCCAUACUGCCUGAGCAGGAAAUAAAUGUAUUUUACCAGCUUGUAAGGAGUUUCUUAAUGUAAUUUUGUAGACUUAUGUAGUUUGCCUUGUACAGUUUAUCUAUGGAGUUGGUAAGUUUAAUUCCCAAGAAUGUUAAAUGGUCAGUUGUCUGUGUAAGUGUGUGCAAAGAGGCAUGGAAGGCAUUAAAACUCAUGGCCUGGGUUUUUGUAAUGUUUAGUUUAUAGUAAGAGCAGUGUCUAAAAUGGCUGCAAACCUAGAGACUAGAGUUAUGAAGGGUGAGGAGAAUGUCGUCCUCAAAAAGUGUUAGUUUGUACUCUCGUUGGUGAAUACGUACUCCAGGAUGGUGGAUCAUUGCGAAUUAAGUUAAGUGGUUCUAAUUCCAAUAUGUACAAUAAGGGUGACAGUGAGCAUCCCUGCCUAGAACCAUUACUAAUACUAAUGCCAAUGAUACAAAUCCUCUAUUGGUGACUCUUGCCGCUGGGUUGCUAUAUAGCACCUUAACCGCCAUGGGUAAGGCUGGUGGGAACUGGAACUUUUUUAACACCGCAAGGAGGAAGGGCCAGUGCAGCCUAUCAAAGACUUUUUCAACAUCCAACAAGAGGAAUACACAGUCCACCCCCCCCCGCCCCGCCCCGCAAGCUGUGCAUCAAGUCAAUAACCUUAGUCCCAUCCACUCCCUGACGCCCCUUAACAAACCCCACUUGGUCAUCAUGGACAAUGGUGGGAAUGAUAUAUGAUAGUCUAUUAGUGAAAAGUUUCACUAAGAUUUUAAUAUAUCUGUGUUCAGGAGUGAUAUUGGCCUUAAAUUUUGAACCCUAUUUGGUAUUUUCCCUGGUUUGGGCAAUGUCAUGAUGUGUGCCAUCAGCAUUUCAGCUCGUGUGUCUCCAGAGGCUAGCAGCUAUUGAAAAGUGUUCAAGAGAUGUGGGGCGAGGGUGGAGGAGAAGGCUUUAUAGUAUGGAUUUGACAGCCCAUCAGGGCCAGGCGAUUUCCCAGAUGGUAGGGCAUCGAUGAUGGUAAUGAUUUCCUCAACUGUGAUGGGGGAUUGUAGCAGUGUUUGUUGGUCCAUUGUAAGGGUUGGGAGGUUCAUUCUCUCCAGAAAGUCAGAGAUCUCAGUGUCAGUUGGUUGGUGGGUAUGUGCAUCAGAUUUUAAGUUAUAUAGCUUAGUGUAGUAUGUUGCCAGUUGGUCAGUGAUGUGUUGGGGGUUAUAUAUUUUCGUGUCAUCCGGCUGCAGAAGAUAAGGUAUUUUGGAAGAGGCCUGCUGUUUACGUAACCGUGAAGCGAUGAGCUACCCUGCUUUAUUUCUGUGAGCAUAUUCCCUAACUUUCAGUCUUUGCAAUAUGUGUGCUGUUUUAGUCAUAUGAAGUUCAUUGAGGGAUUUGGUUAUUGUAUCUGUGGAGUUUUGCAGUGCAGUUGUGGGGGUUAAAUAGUGUCUUGCAGAUGCAUCUCUCAGAGCUAGUUAGAGUGACAGACGUUGAGCAGAUGUGGCUCUCUUGCGAUGUGAUGCUUGGCUAAGGAAUAGGCCUUACACAACCGUUUUAUGUGCCAACCAUUGAGUGAAGGUGGAUGUAUACAUGGUAGUGUUAGUAGCAAAGUAUGCCUGUAUCUCUGCGUCUACUUUCCCCUUAAACUGUUCGUUGUAUAAUAAUGUGUCAUUAAGUUUCCAGGAUGUGCGCCCCCUUGUAGGGAACUCCUCAGUGAUGGUCAAUAGGACCAGAGCAUGGUCCGAUCAUACUAUGUCUCCCAUGGUGCAGUGCGUCGUUCUACAAAGUAUAGGGGCAGAGGUAAGUACAUGAUCAAUGCGAGAGCAGGUUUUGUGUGCUGGAGAGUGGUGCGAGUAAGUUCGGUCAGAAGGGUGGAGGGUUCUCCACACAUCUUAUAAUUGAAAUUCAGUUAUGAGUUUAGUUAUGGUUUGACAUUGUGUUUUAAGGCUAUUGUUUCUGACUUUAGAAGAGGAAUCUAGAUUGUGGUCUAGUAUAUGAUUCAGAUCUCCGCAGAUGAUUAUCUAGUCUGUGUGGGGAGUCCCUAUUUUGUUUAGGACUUUAUGGAGACAGUUCCUUAGUUUGGUAUUAGGACCAGUGGUGUAUCCUGGUUUUGUGCUGCCCUAGGCAGGACAAAACUCAGGCGCCCCCCUCCCCCCGCGUCACCCCCACCCAACCCUUCCCCCCGCCCCACCUUCUAAAUACACACAAACACACACACACACACACACAGUCAGACAAACACAUACACAGUCAGACACAUACACAGACACAAACACAGUCAGACACAAACACACACACACAGUCAGACACAAACACACACAGUCAGACACACAGUCAGACACAAACACACACACACUACAAACACACAGUCUGACACAAACACACACACACAGUCAGACACACACAGUCAGACACACACACAGACACACACACACACAGUCAGACACAGAUACACACAGUCAGACACACACACACAGACACAUACACACACAGUCAGACACAAACACACACACACACAGUCAGACACAUACACAGACACACAACACAUACACACAGUCAGACACAAACACACACACACAGUCAGACACAUACACAGACACACACAUACACAGACACACACACACACAGUCAGACACAUACAGAGACACAAACACAUACAGAAACACAGUCAGACACAAACACACACACACACACAGAGUCAGGCACACACACACAGUCAGACACACACACACAUUAACUUUUUUUUUUAAUUUAAAUCCCCCCCCCCCAACCUCCUUACCUUUGGGAGUGCUGGGGCUCUCUCCCUGGUGGUCCGGUGGUCCAGUGGCUGCAGGUCGAGCGGGCGGCGCUGGCAGGCGGGUGGCUGGCGAGGGAGCACUUCCCCUGAGCUGACUGCUCAGCUCCCUCGCGCGCCGGCUGCAGAGUGAGGCUGGGAGCCGGAAUAUGACGUCAUCUUCCGGCUCCCAGCUUCACUCUGCGGUGCGCGAGGGAGCUGAGCAGUCAGCUCAUAGGAAGAGCUCCCUCGCCAGCCACCCGCCUGCCAGCGCCGCCCGCUCGGGAUGUCAGUUAGCCGCGAGGCUAACAUGACAUUUGCCCUGGGCAUUUGGGGGGCGGCGUUUUUUGCCGCCCCCUGAAAAAUGCCGCCCAAGGCAAAUGCCUUGUUUGCCUCGCGGCUAAUACGCCCCUGAUUAGGACUGCACACAUUUGCUAUUAUGUAUUCUGUGUCAUUGAUUUUACAGGUGAGUAUUAUAUAACUGUGUUGACUAUCAACUUUGCGCUUAAGAAAUUCAAAUGAUAGAGAUUUGUGGAGAAGGAUUGAUGCCCCCCUUGACAUGGAUGUGUGGGCAGUGUGGUAUUGUAUAGGAUAAUCUCUGGUACCAAAGGAUGGGAUUUUGAGUUUAACAAAGUGCGUUUCUUGAAUACAUAGGAUGUCACCUUUGAUCUGGUUUGCCUCGUCCAUAAGUAUUCUUCGCUUAUGUGUGGUGUUUAAGCCCCGUACGAUGUGUGAGUAAAGCUUCAUAGUUGGGUGGCAUUCAGGGACUGCUUAUGUGUUCCCAGUUUCUCAUGAGCUAUGAAGCCAAGGUACCAACGAUGGAAGUCAGGGAUGUGGAUAAGUCCAGCUGUAUCCACAUCUCGUGGAGGGAUCAAUUGUAAUUGCGGCUCUGAGUGCCAUAGUUGUUCAAAUAGGUAAACCUACUCUCGGGGGAAGGUGAAAGGGUGAGGGGUUAUCCGGGAGAGAAAAAGCACAAAUAAAGAAGUAAAGAAAGAAAAACAACAAAUAAAGAAAGUAUAUGCAAUAAGUCCCGCUGGGGGGGGAGUAGUGCAGUCCUUGUGCACUGUGGGGUAAGGUGGACUGGUAUGUCCUAGCGUGGUGACUAGUUGGGCUUUGGGGGUAAACAAUAUGUAUGGAGAACUACAGUGAUCAUAAAUGUUGCAGCAUAGGUUAGUAACUUUUUUUUUGUUGUUGUUUUGUUUUAUACUGUCUUUAUAUCUAUAUAGCACCUCAACCUCAAUGGGUAGAAGUACUCUUCACUUAAGUGGAGGCACAUACCCCUUUGGGCUUACCAGGAGCAGCUGCAUCCCUACCCAGUCUGACUCCCCUAGAGCAAUAAACACCAGAUACUUAUCAAACUCAGCAUGUACUAUGAGUUGUAGAGCAAACACCAGCUGAAACGGCUACUCAAGUGUACUAGAGUCAAUAAAAUCCAUCAGCCUUAACGUGUAACAUAAAUAUAAUUGGGUGAAUUAUAAGUGGAAACAAAAUCUCUGUCAUAAUUGCAGUCCGCUUGGUACAGGAGCAAGUUUUGGUCCCAGUCAUGGUAAUCAGCGCCCAGUCCAAGACCAUUCCAAGAAGAGCCGGUGUCUUGCGCCCGGCGAGGCUGGGAUUUGUGGUAGUCAGAGUCCCCUCUUUGCCAAGAUAGUCAAACCUUCCUCCGGGGGAUGCAGGGCCAUGAUGGUUCCAUUUCUUAUGGCCAGGAGCUUAGUUGGGUAUCCCCAUCGGUACCUGGUGUUGUUGCUCUUGAGGGUGUCAAUGAUCUGGUGGAAGUUGCGGCGCCUCCUCAGUGUGGCCGCGUAAAGUCUUCAUUGAAGCAUAGUCGGUGUUUUUCAAUAUGAUUUCCUUCACAUGGUAGUAGUGGGCUCGCAGUAGGACAUCUCGCGGAACUGUUGCAGCCAGGUGUGUCAGCUUAGGCACUCGAUGUAACUGGUCCAUCAGCAGCAUGUCGGUAGGCACUUCAGGUGCGAGCACACUGAACAAACCGUGGAUGUAAGUAGGUAGCUCCGCUGCCUCUACAGACUCUGUGAUGCCCCUCAGCCGUAAGUUGUUUCGACGCGAUCAAUCCUCAGCGUCCAUCAUUUAUUGUCCAUGGAGGUAAGUUGUUGUUCCAGCCAUUGGACAUGAUAAGCUAAAUCAUUAUGAGCUGAGGCAAAUUUGGCCAUCUUGCUUUCGUUAUGGGAUGCCCGUGCUCCCAGCUCUUGGAUGCCUUUGUGCAGUGUGUCCACAUGCGAGGACCACAAGGAGUUUGUUUGGCAGACAGGGAGUCCAGCGCCUCCUGUAAGUAUGUUGGGGUUAGGUGUCUGUCCACAACAGGACAGUCCACUUCCAAAGCAGGGUUACUGUCUUCUGAUAGGGCUCCGCCAUCUUGCAGGCAUGGCCUGCACAGCCAGGGGCAUAGGAAUAGGUUUUUGGUCGAAGAAAUUUAAUUUUUCAGACGUGGCUGUGGACCUCUUUCCCUGCGACAUACUUGUGGUCAGGUGUGCAGUUAUACCGGAUAAUUUUCCUAAUUUCACCUUUGUUGAAGUCCAGACGCCAGAGCACAGAUUAAAGCUGCAUUAUUGUUCGGCGGUUAGCCACGCCCCCCAUCUUUUCUUUUUCAGUUGUACAUUUUUAGUACAAAGAGUAACACAUACUGUCAGGUUAGGUAGGUAAAAUCACAAAAUGAGGUACUGUGAGCAUAUUGUCAUCCAUGUAGCAAUAGUAAAAAAAAUGUCUUUAAAAUACCAAUAUAGGUAAAUCCAGUACAGACUUGGGGAUUUGUUUCUGAAUGAACUGCAAUUUUGCUAAAAUUGGACUAAUCGGAUGUUCUGAAGAACGUGGCAGAAUAUUGGAUGAACCGUCUCAUUCAAGUCCAAACAUAUUCAUUUUCAAUCAUGAUUCAUUGUGCCACUCCUGGCACUAGAAAAAAGAGGGAUGGAAUUGAUAUUGGAAUUGCUUGGCCUGCAUGGGAGUCAUUAGGUAAUUAAUUAUGGUGUGAGAUUAGCCUUAGUUUAAUACUGUAUUUAGCAGCUAGAACUGCCAGGGGCACUAUAAAAAAAGCUUUGAGUGGGGUAUAGGAGAUUGUCACUUUGGUUGACAGGCAUCUUGUCAUUCAUCCUUGUGCGAGACUUGUUUAUUUUUUUUGCAAACAGUUUUAAGGAAUGAAAAUCCUUCCUUUUGGGACUGUGGUGUCAAGAAAAAAUAAUAAUUUUGCCUUGCCUGGUCAUUGAUUUUACAGUGAGUAUAGCUUUAUCUUUAAGUUGCAUCUAUUUCUUUCAGCUAAUACUAACAGAAGUCAUAGAGAAAACUUUGAGUAGGAGAUAGGGGACUGUCAGUUGGCAGGAAUUGUGUCAGUCAUCCAAGUGGGAGAAUAUUUUACCAAUAUACAGUUGUUAAAAAUAUUUUUUUUUAUUACCUUGAGGAACGAUAAUCCUUCCAUUGAGGACCGUGGUUUCAGGAAAACAACUCCUUUUGCCUAUCAUGUGUCUUUGACCCUAUUGCAACCCUUAACUUAACAAUAUACCGUUAUUAAAAGUUAUUGUUUUUAUAUUUUUGUUAAUUGUUUGGAAAGAAAAACCUUUCUUUGAGGUCCACGUUGUCAGGGUAAAAUAAUAUUGAUACUAUUGUGACACUAGAGGCAUAUUCAGGAGAAAGAUUAGUAGCAAAUCUGCUGGCCUUAAGAAUACAAUUGUGCAUAUAAAAAAUAUAUAUAUAUAUAGUAUGAAAUAGUGACCCACACUCAACAUUGUGGCAUGCACAAUAUUUAUCAAAUACACUAAUUUCCCCAAGGACUAGAACUUCCACAAUGAAUAGAAAACAGUAGGGAUAGGGCAAAUUAUAGAGGCUAUAAAGAUAACAUACAAUAAUAGUGUGGUUCCCUUUAACACCACAAGUGCAUAGAAAAAAAUUGCACUGACAAACAUACAUUUGUUAGUUGACAGAAAAUGAAAAUGAAAUCCAUGGAAUAUCCCACAGUUAUCCCACAGAGACUAAUUAGAACUGAGAAAGUUAUGUAUCUAUACGAAAACCGCAGACUAAUUGAAUGCUCCUAGGUGGCCGCUAUUUUGUGCAUAUGAAUACAUGUGGUGAGAACAAUAGGUGGCGGCCAUCUUGUCUCCCAAACGCUGCCUACGGGACUUGGUCGUCGAGUGCCUGGAACUGUUUUCAGCAACACACUCGCACGAACACCGGUCUCUAUGUUCCAUUUCCCAGCAACUCAAAUGGAUGGCGUUCGGGAGUUUCAAACUACCGAACACAGGGAGCAUUCUCCAUGAACCAGAUUUAAUCUAUUUAUUGUGGUUUUCAUAUAAAACCCUCACAAACAGAGACCAGCUCUUGCUACAUUUCUUCUGGAACUGUUUCUAGGCUUCAACCUCAUGGCAGACCGGUCAACUCUCCCUGCGGUGCCAUUCGAUAACUACCAAACGGAUUUGGCAAUUUUUUUUAUAUGUUGCUCCCACAGAGACAGACUACCCAGGGACUUUUGUGGAGUUCUUAUGUAUUUUGGGGGUAUUUCGAGAUAUUGUGAAAAAUUUUACUUUUUCUGACCAGAGGAUAAUUGAGUUUAGUAUGUUCCGUAAACUCCAUUAUCUCGCUGGCUCAGAGGAGGUGUUAUACACUGUAUAAAUUGAAUGCCUGUGUUCUUAUUAAACAGUCUUGUCCAAGCAUUAAGCUUUUGCUUAUUAUGCAACACCAGCGAUAUUGGAACCUGUGAAUUAUUGGCGUAUUAUUUUAUGGGAAAAGGGUAUGGAAGAUGGUGAUACCUUCUCAGACCGUCACACUUGGCAUCUCCUAAACCCUCUUUGAAAUUUAAGUUAAUUCCCUUUCAGAGGGAGAAAUACAUUGCUGGCCAUCUUAUGGCCUAUGUAUUUAUCCUUGCUGGCACUCCCUGUGAUUAUUAGGAACCCACAUUUAUUUAUUUAUUUUCUAUUUAAUUUUAGUGUGAGCAUAAGUAAUUACAAAUAUGUACAAAAGUAACCUUUAUUAAAUGUUAAAUAACUCUUAAAAAAACAACACACAGUGAAAUCACACAAUGGAUAGUGAAAUUAUAUGGUGGGUGGAGAGAUGAAGGAGAACAUAUUUAUUAAUAUUAAUAUUCAUCUAUCGCACACACUUUGGGGACAAAGUAUGUUAAAUAUUCCUAAUCAAAAAGGGAGAAGAAUUCACGGCGUAUAUAAUGAUGUUCGAUAAGAAAUUAUUGACCUUCAUCCUUAUGCAUUACUAUUUCCUCUUUGACAACUCCUUCUACCACCAGGUGAGAGGUAGGCCAUGUGGGCAUGACUUGUGCACCAUCAUAUACUAACCUACACCUGGGUUGAAGGGAGCAGACAUGGCAGAAUUAACUAAAUCUACAUAUCUCUGGAAGACAGACACAAAGAGGUGGUUCCUUUAGUUCCUGGAGGCUCUUAACAAUAGCCUGAUUUUAAGAUUCACCAAUGAAUUUGGAGGUAGGGAGAUUAACUUCCUUUAUAUGAAUGAGUCCUAGGACCAACCCUGGCCUACAGCCAUGAACAUCUUGUUAUGGUAGGACCAAGGCUGCCAUAAGAAAUUUUGAGGCCCCUUUACACAGCUGCCCAACAAAAAUAAAACAAUGAAUGUGAUCCAGGUAGGUGAGAAGUAACCAGGUUACUUUCUGGAAUUUGCCCAGGACAGUAGGUUCCAUAGUGGCACAGAGAGUAACAUGCACAGACACAAAGUGGGAAACAGUGGUUGAAGUCCCACCAGAGGCAGUAGGUUUCCUGACAAGCAAAGGAACCUGAAGAAGAGCAUUUCUUCUGGAUAUAAAGAAUGAAGACUUAAAGCUUAGUGGGGAUAAUUGAAUGAUUUAAAGGAAGACUAUAGGGUCAAUAAAACAAACAUGUGUUCCUGACCCUAUAGUGCUAAACCCACCAUAUAGGUGGCUUGCCCCCAAUUAGCCCCUUAAAAGAAAUUAAAACUCACCUUAUUUCCAGUGUUGCGUGGGACUUCCAGCACUGGUCCCACCCCCUGGUGACAUCAGCAAGGGGGCAGGGCCAAACACAGUAUGGGCCAAUCAGCACCAUCAAACACAGUAUGGGCCAAUCAGCAAUGCAUCUUUUUGAGGAAAAUUCAGCAUCCCCAUAUAGUGUGUGGAGACGCUGAACGGCAGUGCUGCCUGCUGUGCAGCACUGUCCCAGGAAGCACCUCCAGUGGCCAUUUGAGGAGUGGCCACUUGGAGGUGUUCCUAGGGGCAAUGUAAACACUGCCUUUUCUUUGAAAAGGCAGUGUUUGCAUUAAAAUGCAUGAAGGCAAUGAUUAUACUCACCAGAAUAAAUACAUUAAGCUAUAGUUGUUCGGGUGACUAUAGUGUCCCUUUAAGUACCGUAUAUACUCGUGUAUAAGUCGAUCUCAUGUAUAAGUCGAGUGCAGUUUUGUGACCAACAAUUGUGAAAUAUGCUAUGCCUCGUGGAUAAGUCGAGGGUAAAACUUGGGGCUAUGAAAUUCUGUGAUUUUUAUAAUUAUAUACACACACACUCAUACAAACACACACUAUGCAUUAUAUACACACACACUUAUACAAACACACACUCUGUAUUAUAUACACACACACACUCAUACAAACACACACUCUGCUUUAUAUACACACACUCUGUGUAUAUAAUGCAGAGUGUGUAUAUAAUGCAGAGUGUGUGUUUGUGUAGUGUGUGUGAACUGGGUGGGGGGAGGGCAUUUUGAUUAUUUAAAUUUUUUUUUUUUUAUAUUAUUAUUUAAAAAAAAAUUUUGUCCCCCCCUGCCUGCUUGUUAACUGGUCAGGGAGGGGGGCUAUCUUAAUCCCUGGUGGUCCAGUGGCAUGGGCUGUGAAGUGGGGGGGCCGGCAGGAGGCAUUUACUUACCUUUCCUGCAGCUCUUGUCAGCUCCCUUCUCCUCCGUUCCGGUCAGCUCCACUGUAAGUCUCGCGGUCUGGUUGCCGCGCGGAUCGUUGCCAUGGCUCUGACGGCCGCGGCUCUCUAAGUUGCCAUCAUACAGACAGUGACUCGAGUAUAAGUCGAGUGGGGGUUUUUAAGCACAAAAAAUGUGCUGAAAAACUAGACUUAUACUCGAGUAUAUACUGUAUACAUCUUUUGGGGUAAUUAAUUUAUAGUGGACUUUCUUUACUUCUUUGUAAAUAUUUUUUAGAGGAAACAAAUAUUUCCUUUACCUUCUUUACUGAAACCUCCAGCAGCAAAGAAAUAGUUAACAUAACUCUUCAGAAACAACCAGAAAUCAGAAAAAAGAACAUUAGAACAAAACUCCCAGGUAGAUCCUCCCACUUCUUUAUUUGAUGAUGUCUAGCAGGAGAUUAUGAAACCAACAGUCAACCAGAAGCUGGCACAACCAAACGAGAACUAGAAGAACUAGAAGAAGUUCCAAUCAAACUGCAAAGACGGGGGGAAGGGGGAAAGAAUAUUUGCCUCCUGUCCUUGAUAAAAUGUAGGUUAUUCAUAUUACCAAGGCUAGAAUAAUCCCUAAUUUUAUGGCAAGACACCCACCAUAAAGGCAGAAGAAGCAUGGGAGCAUGGUCGAAAAUAAAACGUGUGAAAAGUCAACUCCCUAGACAAAUCUGGAGACCCGUCAUUCAGAGCAUCAUCAGCCAUUAGAAAUAUCUAAAUCAGCAGGCCGCUGAUAUCAAGGGGUUUGCCUUGGUGGAACAUAGACCCUGUUCCAGGCCCUUGCGUAAAUCCUUCAAGGAAUGAAUCAUGAAUGUGGCAAACACCGGGUCGAAAUCAGGGGUAAUAGUCACUUUAACCAGGAGUGUUGGACAAGAGCACUCUGCAUGAAGCUUCGUCCUGACUUCCUUAUCCAGAGGAUGGCAGAGCCAAUACCUGGGGACCUCCACAAUGUGACCGGGUGGUGCCCACUUGAAGGAGCAUGGGUGCUUGAGGAGACGUAGGUUGAAGAGAGGCCUUUCUGAAUGGGAUCGUCAACAAGGGUCGACUGAGGUCUCAGAGCAUCAGCCAGGGAGAAGUUGACCACCAUCUUUUUAACAUAGUUUUAGAAACAACCAAAGGUCCCCACGCUGGGAUAAAUAUCGACCAAGCUGCCAGCCCUGUAUUCAUCCAGGACAUCGUAAUCAGAAGUCCCUGACAAGGUUUAGCCAAUUUGACAUGCAAUUUCCCAUUCUCAGCAGAGGUGCUCUGGCCUUUCCAGGGUCAUCUGCACAUGGAGCUCAUCUCCAGGGAGUGGAGAGAACCGUCUGAAUCAGAGCCUCUAGGGCCAGGAGUGAGAGUAUGCUGCAAGGCAGAAGGGGGGCAUCCCAUGGAUGGUUUUAAACAUAUUAGGUAGAGAGUCCACGAUAGUGCACAUUAAAGGGUGAGUCGUUGGCCAUAGUAGCUCCACUGAAAUGGAGAAAAUGCACAGGUCAGUGCAGUAGAGGGAGCACGGUCGGACAAACUGCUCAAUGUGUAGUGCAUAAGUGGUAUGAUCCCCACACAGGAUUCUUUUGAGUAGUCCUCAGGUAUAAAAGUAGCCAAAAUACCAUUAACAAUAUUACUGAGCUACCAUACAAAUGUAUACAAGGAUACAAAGUCGUUAAUAUACAGUUUAAAAUCGUACGUGCUUUUAAGCACUUUCGGACAGAUACUGCAACAUACUCAAAGUGUAUACUUUUGAAACAAGCAUUGCUUUUUCUAUUACCUAAAAUAUACUUUGUUAUAUACUGACUUUGCGAGCCACGCACUAAAAUUCAUUCAGGGAUCUCUUUUAAAUAAUAUUUAAAUAUUAGAAAUGCAUAUAUUACAAAUUAUUAUAUGUAUUAUAUCAUAUAUUCUUAUAUAAUUUCAGCUAUGCAGACUCUAUCAGAGAUGAGAACUGUGAUGCAAUCAAUUUCAAAACCAAAUGAUGUUUUAGAAACAAUUGAUCAAUUAUCAAUUCCUUUUCUAAAGAGUCGACAAGGUGAGAUUAUCACACUUAUUUUUGUAAUUUAUACAACUGACUAAACUACCCUAUGUACAGUAUAUAUACGCAGUAGGAUUUUGAUUGUAAACUUAAUCUUUAAUUGCUGCAUGUUGACAGAUUAUUUAUAUCACCCACCUUCUAAUUCAGUGGAUGGCAACCUAUUGUAAAUGUUCCAUGCAUGGCAUACAUGGUGCCUUUGAAUGGCAUGCAAGGCUUCCUAUAUCCAGAUGGCCCAGAUGGAGAGAUCAGUGGAUCAGCCCAGCACCUGGAGUGCAAGGAAACCUCUGGUCUGCCUCCAGAAGGUGCAAACACCACAGAGUAUUCUCAUUUGCAAUCUGGUACUUAUCAGUGAUUCAGAAUGUUGCCAUUGGUUACCAUCGCAAUGCUCUAACUCACUGCUAAAGGUCUAGACCAGGGGUUCCUAACCCGUGGUAUGCGUACCCCCAGAGAUACAAUUCCAAGCCUCUGAGGGUUCAUGAAAAGAAAUUAUUAAUGGCGGCAGUGCAGCUGCAUCACACGGGCUGGGAACAUGGGUAAAGGUCCAUCAGGUGGCCCAUGCACUCAGGGCCACCUGAUGGAAAUGUGCCAUGAGGGGCCGGGUUGUGCACUUGUAAUGUGCAGGGAGAGCUGCGAGGAACUGAGGGAGAGUUGGGUACGUCCUCCCAACUCAAAAAAGUAGAGGGAAGGAGGGAGAGCUGCGAGCUGUCAGUGCCUGCCCCCACCCGCCCACAAUAUCUCAAUGCCGCCCUACUUGCCGUUUCAUGCCCGCAUAACUCCGCAUUCUAGCAGUCUUAACUCCACCCCCUUUCUGGCUCGUCCCUGCCUCUGCCAGCUUAACUGCAUGUGUGUCAGUGUUUUUCUGUGUGUUUAUGUAUCUGCCUGGGUCAGUGUAUCUGUCUGUAUCCGUGUGUGUCAAUGUUUGGAUCUGUGUGUCUGUACACAUGUUGGUAUGUGUGUGUGUCAGUGUGUAUAUCUGUGUAUCUGCAUGUGUCACAGUGUGUGUAUCAGUGUGUCUGUGCAAUUGUAUGUGUGUCAGUGUUUCUAUUUCUGUGUCUGCAUGUGUGUAUAUCUGUGUAUCUGCAUGUGUAUCAGUGCUUCUGUGCAAUUGUAUGUGUGUUAGUGUUUCCAUCUGUGUGUCUGCAUGUGUGGCAGUGGUUGUAUCAGUGUUUCUGUGCAACUGUAUGUAUGUCUUUACAUCUGUUUGCGUGUCAGUGUGUGUAUAUGUGUAUCUGCAUAUGUAUCAGUGUGUCUGUGCAUCUACAUGUGUGUCAGUGUGUCUGUGAAAUUGUAGGUGUGUCAUUGUUUCCAAAACUAAUGGAAAUAGGUGUAAUAGAUAUAAUAAAAAGGGCAGCUCAUAGGUCAAAAAAGGUUAUGUGCGCUUCUCAAGGUAACAACAUAAAAAUAGAACGAUGAAUAGUAAAAAGGUCAAUUUUAUUGAUAUAUAUAUAAAACCAUGCAUAUAAAUCCUAAAAAUAGUACUAAAUCCUGAAUAUAAACUUCACCAUACUGAUCAAGUUCUAAUCUGUAAUGAGUUUAUAAAGGUAAUAAAGAACAAUAUGUAUAUAUGGCGUGUAUAAACAGGCACCGAUAGAUGAAUGUGAUACAUGUAUCUCAAAGCUACCGCGCCUGUAAACACAUACAAUUACAAACCAAUAAGAAACAUUUAACAAAAAUGUAUCCCUGAGCACAUAAAAAAUAGUAAUGCACAAAAAAUACCUUGCCUCGGUGUGGGCCCCCACCGAGGUAUAUGCAAAAAAACGUGUCCCAGAAGACAAAUCCUUAAAAGAUAAAAAAUGAAGAAUGUCCAACGGGGUGACACGAAACCCAGAGGGGUAAUAUAUCAGAGAUGAAUAGAUAGAUAUACUUCAUACCGCGGUCGGGCUCUUCGAAAGAGACCGCGGUGUAGCUUGAUGUAGCUAGCAGAUGGACGAACAAGAGACAACCACGUCCGGACUCUGGGCUCAACAGCUGGAACUGGACCAUAACCACUAUGGUGUGCUGUAAUGGUAAUGAUGCUUGGCAUUUCCUUUAAUGAAGAAAUGGAGAUUCCAUUUGAUGCUCUAUCUCACUCGCUACAUAUUAAAUAAACAAAACAUGAGUUUGUCAAAUUACUUACAUCUAUAAUAUGCUUAGACUUUCAGGUAUUUUUCUAUGGAGCAGAUAAAGAUGCAAAUGGAUUUUUGUCUUACAAUGAAAUAAAGAAAGUUCUCGGAGAAGAAGCCACAAAUGAGGAUGUUCUAGCUCAGUUUGAUGAUGAUAAAAACAGAUAUUAUUCUUACAUUGAACUAAUCAGAGCAUUUCAGCUACAAGGUAAAUAAAGGUCUAAAUAGCAUGCAUAAACAUGGAAUAAUACAUGUCCUGUUUUACGCUUUAUGUUUUUUAAAGUCAUUUUUGACCAUCUUAGAAAAAAAAUCAAAUGUACAGUAAUGAAAAUGUACACGCACAGUUUUACAUCAUAAGAACUUUUCUUGAAAUAACUCUCAGUAUGCAGCCAUCAAUAUUAUUAUUCUUGCCAUGAUUUCACAGGUAAUUGUGAAGACAAAGAAUAAAAUACUUUUUAUAAAAGGAGUGUGCAAUACUCAUGUUUCUUUUUUCACUUGCAUCCAUGGAAAUCAUGAUGCCAUUUUUCUUUACAUUAUGAAAUCCCAUCCCUAUACCUAUGCUGUUGGAUGGAUGGGUUAAUAAACAUAUGAAGAGCCACCAAUUAACCUAAAUAAUAUCACCAUGUUCAUUUAAGUUAGGGUGAAUGUAAAAAAGAAAAUAGAUUUGCUGCAGGGCAUUUAAUCCUUCUCUCUAAGCAAUAUGCCAGGUAAUCCCCAAUCAACUGGCCUAUUAGAAAUGCCCAUGACCAAAACUAUGUCAUUAUAUAAGAACUCCUCAGCGAAAAUAAGCAAUCCUUAUUUCGACUCGGACCCUUUUGAAAUAAAAAACAGUACGAGGCAGGGAUGCCCUUUGGCCCCCCUCCUAUAUGUUCUCACAAUUGAGCAUUUAGCUACCCUGAUUAGACAGAAAAGUAACAUAAAGGGGGUACAGCUACAGGAAGGAAAUGUUAAAAUAUCUCUGUUUGCGGACGAUGUCCUCCUUACUCUGGUCGACCCACUGGUGUCAAUUCCAUCUUUAUUGGAUGAUAUUUUUAUUUAUAGCAGCUUCUCUAAUUAUUAGGUUAAUUUGAAAAAGUCUCAAAUUUUACCUUUUCUCUUAACUAAGACUCAGAAAGAUCUUCUGUCUUCUUGCUAUAAUCUGGUAUGGGCAAGCGAUAUAAUUGAUUAUCUGGGGAUUAAAAUAUCUUUUGAUAUUGACAGUGUGAUCCAAAUGAAUUUUGAUAAUUUAUUCAACGAAUUGAAAUUUCAGGUUACAAAAUGGAAGAGGUUGGAAUCUUCCUGGAUAGGAAGAAUGAAUAUGACCAAAGCAUUUUUGAUGCCGAAACUUUUAUACCUCUUUAGGGCGAUCCCAUAUAGAAUUGGGAUGGGGGCUCUUAACCGCUUCCAAAGUUUGUUUUCUAGCACCGAGGAUAGCUUUUGAGACCUUUGCGAAGAAGCUGUUUGAAAGGAGAUAUAGCAUUCCCGGACGUGGUUAAGACUCACGAUUCUUGUAAAGCAACUCAUCUCCUCUUAUAGUUGAAUCCGGCUCAAUUCAUUUAUUCAGUACGCUCCACCUACUCUGAGUUUACUCGCACGGAGCAGUUAGAGAUACCCACCCACCUCCUAAUAGAGGAUACACGUUGGGCUCGGUUCUGCGUCUUUUGGCCCCUCCCCAUAUAUACCACUUGGUCCGGGACCUUACACGCUGAUUGGAUCUAUUUACCGAUAUCAUUUACACAUUUGGGACACUCCUCCUAGAUUCCAUUGGAUACAGGUACUUAUGUUUUCUGGCGUUUAAACUAUUUAAGAGAGACCUUAUUAUUCUUUUGUCGGGCGUUUUUCCUUAUUUUUAGCCAUGAGCACUGGGCACUUGUGGAUUUAGCACUAUGAUUUUCAGUUGAUUUACUGAACUUUUUUGAUUUUCACUUCUUUAUUCUUUGCUUCUAUGCCUGUCUAGUUAGAUUACCAGGGAGAGAGGCUUUUAAUUUACCUUGUCAGUUUUUUAGAUACUGACUUUCUAACUAUAUACUGCAUUCUCUCCCUAUACUAUACUAUGGACAAUACUCUUUCUCCUUAGCCCUGUCUGCAAUUUAACUCUCUCUAUGCUGAUUUAAGAUUGAGUGUUUGGGACUGUGCCUAGACCCAUACUGCACUCUGUUGUUGACAGAGGUUUUUUUUUAUUACAAGCACAGUACCUAAAUCUAUAAGAUAUGGCAAAGUAGUAUUAAAAGUCAACCUUGAGAUAGUCCAGUGUUGGGGAAUUGAUUCGGGUUUGAUCCCUUCCUAUUUAGCCUAUACACUUUUCAAUAAAGCUGGAAUUCAGGAUUGGGGAUCAUACCCUUAUCCGGAUUUGUAUUGUAUCCCUACCUGGUGUCUAUUUCUGGCUCGCAUAUUAGCAUAUGUAUCACUUGUAUAUACUUUGCUACAUUUAUUAUGUUUUGGUCUCAAUAAUCUAAGAUUAUACACUUUUUAAGCCAGUAUACAGAAAUAACUACACAGCUAUAUAUAUAUCCAGGAGAUGCAGCUGAUAGAGCUUUGUAUCCACUGAGGCUAGCUGCAUCUACUUUCUGCAAGAAAUGCAUUCACAAUGUAUCUUUGGUUGAAACCCACUUUAAGCUAUUGUAUAGAUGGUAUCUGGUACCGGUUAGACUUCAUAAACUAUCAUCAGUUCAUUCGAAGGACUGUUGGAGAUGUGGGAAGGAAGAAGGUACCAUGUACCAUAUCUGGUGGGACUGUCCAGAGCUCAAUAAUAUCAAAACACAAAUGAUAGACCUAAUAAACCUUAUAUUUGAGGACACUAUAGAAAUUAGUCCCCAACUAUUUCUGUUUAAUAUUGACUUUCCUACACAAGAUAAGAAUCAAAUUUAUCUCUUGACCCAUAUUUUAUUUGCAAUUAAAAUUAAUAUCGGCAGGGCAUAGAAAUCCCAUACUCUUUCGGCUUGGCAUCAGAUACUGGAACAAAUAGAGUUUCAGCAUAGGAUCGAAGUGAAUUCCUUUUUUAAUCCUCAUACUAGGAAUCUGCUUGAGCUAUGGUCUCCCUGGACUUCCACAUUUUCUACACUGUAGUAAAUGGCUUAACUUAGGUUUGCCCUUCACCAAAAUGUAGGAUUUGCUUGUUUUUUGGAGGGGGGAAGGGGGUUUAUUUAAAGCUCAUGUUGUGAUAUUGUAAUGUCUAAGUCUUUUGACUACGUAUGACUACCAGCUUGAAUAGAAACACACUUUACUGGCAGCAGUUACUAGUCAUUGAUACACUGUAUAGAACUGUAUAUUUCUUAUGUAUUGUAUAAGGCUGUAUAAGGUUGUAUAUUUUUAUGCAUUGUAUAAGGCUGUAUAUUUUUAUGUCCUUAUUGAUAUUUAUACAUGGUUUUGAGACAGACAAUAUUGUGUUAUGGAAAAUUAUAAAUAAAAUAAAUAUAAAAAAAAAAAAAGAAAUGCCGAUGACCUUCUAUACCUUUCCUACACUUUUCCUGGCAGUAAUUGUGUCCAACCAAUUUAUUUUAUUUUUUUAAAUUUUAUUUUUUAUUAUACUUUAACGAAUUUGACAAAUAUUAAACAAGUAAUAAACAGUUGAGUUCAAUAUCAUCUUUCAGAUAACAAACCAAGUUAGUAUGUCAGGAUGUUACAAUGAUUCUCCAUAUAUUUUGUUUCUUGAUUAAAUAGUUUUACACAUUAAUAUCUGGAGUUAGAAUACUCUAGAGUUGAGCUCUUUUUUCAAAGUUUAAAUCGUCACAUAAUAUAUAGUACAAAAAACAUAAAUAAAACCUACAACAUAAAAACAUAAAAAACCUAAGGUCAACUAUCGAGAUCAAGGAAGUGAACAGAAUCAAUAUCGCUUCUUUGAUAUAUUAAUUCAUUAACUGGGUCUAGAGCCAUUUCAGAAAGAUGUUAUUAGGGAUUUACCAUAAAAGAGUAUUUAUGCCAGGGUUUGUUAGUUUUACUAAGACAUGGAUAUUCUAUUCUUUAUAGUAAUCAAAUCAUUUUGUCCAUAUCUAAGAACCAAUAUUAUUAUGAAAUAAACCACCUUUUCCAUUAAACCUUGGUAUUGGAUCUGGGUUUUAAUCUCUUAUAUAUCUCUGGUAUAUUCUGUUUCCACUUUCUGGCAAUACAUAGUUUGACGUCCAUCAAGACAUGUAUGGUCAAGUACUUAGAUGCUUUAUCCAUUUUUGGCAAGUCUAGGUGGAAUAAAAAUCUUUCUGGAGAUAGAAUAAUAUUCAAUUUUAGAUCAACAAAAGUUUAGAUACUCCUGAUUUAAGAAUGUCUAAACCAGUACAAUCCCAUCAAAUAUGUUUAAAUGAGCCACAUUCAUUAUUACAAUGCCAAUAGACAUUUGAAGAGUUUGUUUGAAAUUUACAUGUUUUCAUAGGGACCAUAUACCAUCUAUGGAUAAGUUUGAGAAAUGUUUCUUGUAUAUUUACACAAUGGAUUCUAUAUUUAUACAAUGGAUUGUUUUUCUUAAUGCUUCAAAUGAGUUUAACUAGUCUUGACAGGAAAAAUAUUUAUUUAUCUCAGUUUCCCAUCUAGAGAUAGUAUUAUGUUUUACUUCCUGGUUUAAUACCUCCAAAGAUCUUCUAACUACUGAGGAUUUAUUUUUAGCCUCUCCGAAGAGAACCUUAUCAAAGGGGGAGUCCUUAAUUAUAGUUGUCUUAUGGAGAAAAUCUCUUAUUCUUAGAUAGUUGAAAUGUUCUUUAUGUGGUAAUCCAAUUUUUUCCAGAAGAUACGAAAAACAACCAAUCCCUGAGUUACUGUAUAGUUCCUGAAUAAGCCAUCCAGAUAGAUUAAGGUCCUGAAUAAAAAACUUCAGGAUUUUCAGAGGGGCGUUUGAAGAGAUCUGAUUUUGGGGGGAAAAAUAUUUCUUUAUCGGUUUUAUAGAUUGGAAAAUAUGGGAAAUAGUUAAGUUAUCAAUAUGUAAAUUUUUAAAGAGUUUCUUAGCCACCCAAAAAAACAAAAGGGUCAAAAGUACCACUUACCCUCUUUUCAUAUAUAUACCAUGCUUUCCGCUUUGAGUUAUUGUUUCCCCAUUCUAAAUAGUGUGAAAAUAUUACUGUAUAAUGAGUAUAAAAUAUGUUCUAAGCGCAAUCCUGGGUUUCUUGUUACCCCAAACAUAGGAUACAAAUAAACCAUGAAAUAGUUAAAGUAUCUUCUUUGGGACUCUAAGAGGAAUAGUAUGGAAAAUGUAUUCCAGUUUUUGGAGUAGGUAUGCUCUAAUAAUAUUUAUUCUUCCAAGCCAUGAUAUUUGUAGUUUAGACCAUUUUGAGGUUGUAUUUCUAAAUUCUUUAAGGAGUAUGUUAUAAUUAUCAGUAGUCCACUCUUCAAUAUUAAAAUUGAUAUUUAUUCCCAGGUAACAAAGAGAGUUGGACCAGUUCAAUUUAUGAUUAUUAUUUAAAUUUCUUAUUAGUAAACUUGCAAGAUUACGAUGUAAAACUUGUGUUUUUUGCAUAUUAAUUUUACAGUUAGACAAUCUACUAUAUUGUUCUUUACACUGAAGUGAAGAUGGUACAGAGGAUUCAGGAUUUGUUAAAGUCAUAAUUACGUUGUCAGCAAACAUAGUUAUUUUUUGUUCUUGCUUGUCUAAAUUCAACCCAGUUAUGUUAUGAUUUUGUCUUAUAUACGCUACCAGUGGCUCAAUAGAAAGAAUAUAAAGAAGAGGUGCCAAUGGCGGGUUCCAUUUUUAAUAGUGAACCAAGAAGAGUCUAAACCGGUGUCCAACCAUUUUAGAUACUAUACCAGUAGGAUGACUUGUCUCUAUGGCAUGAAGUGCAUAUUAAAAUAGCAAAAGAAAGGCAAAGCGAUGGAAGUUCUUCUACAGACAGACAGACCAAAAAGGCAGCAAACUCUGAAACUGUAGACCCCUCUAUGCCCAAACAAGAAGUAAAAAAAUUGUAAAAUCAAUAGAUGAUGCCAAUUUGAAAAAAGACUAAUAAAACAAAUUACUGGAUAAAAGUGAACAAAAAGUAUAUACUAUAGAACAUGUAAAAAAAGUUAAAUACAAUAAAGUAAAAUAAGGAAUACAAUAAAGUCCAGAAAUUCUUCUAAUGUCCUCAGUUCUUUUGCUGUCUAUUCUAUCCUCAUUGGGUGUAUAUGUAGAUAGAAGAGAGAGAAAUAGGAAUACUGAUAGUAUAGUAUUUAGUACACUGGUUAAAUGACAGACAACAAAGUGCUUAAAUAUCCACUCACAUUUUAUAGAGCCUGCGUACAAGUUCUGGUAAUAUCAGCAUGUAGCAGUAUUAUCCCCACUAUAUAUAUAUAUAUAUAUAUAUAUAUAUAUAUAUAUGGAUAAAAGUGUAGACAGAGUCUGCCUUAUAGGCCCCAGUAGAACAUUAAAUGAAAGAGUAAAAUCCAUUAGUGCAAUAUUAUAAUAUUAUAUACAGGGUACAUAAAGUGCCUUGGAAUAUAAAAUGUACACUCACAAGUGCAGAGUUUUGUAGUAAAGCUCAAAUUUUUAGGUAUAAGAUGGUAUAUGUGAUGGAUCACCUUGCCUCUGGACUGAAAAUCCCUUCAUUUCAUUCCCCUUAUAGUUCAGGAUAUUGCCUUCUCUUUCGUUUAUUCUGUAUUUUAUUCCCCUACCGAACAAACUACCAAACUACCAAUCCAGCCAUGUGUGGAGUGUACCCCUCAUUAACUUCUAUCACCUCUGUAACACCUUGACAAGCACAGGCAUUCUAAGCAGUCAGCUGGGUGGUUGGUGUUCGGUAUACAAACACGUGGCGGCGGCCAUCGUUAGCUGCGAAUACAUACAGCGGUGUUUGGUCGUCAAGUGCAUGGAACUAUAAUCGGACACUCGACAGCGCGAACACCGCUGGGACUUCCAUACCUUCAUACGUUCAUCUAGAUUCAUAUAAAAAGAGCAGCAUUCAGUAGGAAUAAGCUCCCGAACCAGAUACAUCAACCAAGUAUCCAUACGAGCGAUUACGUUCUGUAUUUUGACUGUUUCAUGUAUUCUUGAACUAGACCGACCAAAAUCCCGAACCUCUGAACCGAUCUGGGUGAUCUUUGGAUAUGUUGGUCCCCCAGAUCGGGGCUACCAGGGGAUAUAACUUUAGUGGGGUUUCCAUGAGUUUUGGGAAUACUUUCAGGAUACUGUGUAAAAGUAUAUUUUUUUCUGUGCUUUUGUAUUUGCAACAUGGGUGGAACAAUCCCCAUCAAGGAUUUGAAGGUAGUAAUACAAGAAGUUCAGAUGGUGCCAGUAACAAUGGUAGAAUAAAAUAAAUACAAUUAACAAAUAAUGCAAGCAGGCUAAAAAAUAUAGGCACCCUAAUGCUUUCUUGGUAAAUACAAUAUAAAAAAAUACAAUAUUUUUAAAAUGUACUAUUUGUUUUAUAUUGUAUUUAUCAAUAAAGCAUUGAGGUUCUUCUAAUUUUGAACCUGUUAGCAUUUAUUGUAUUUUUAUUUAUUUUAUUCUGGAAAAACUGAGGUAAAAAUUGCAAUUUUGUGAGAAGGUAUUCCUCUGUUAGUGACUAACAUUGAAUGAGUAGCAGUGUCCUAUGUAGUCUUCAUUCCUUCCUGACAUUCAGACAUUCUGUGCUGUCCUCCACAAGUGGGCUUCAAUGACAUUAGGAACUAGUGGGGCCGCAACUGCGACCCCUGCGACCGUGGGCCGCCUGCAUACUUCCUUGGCCAGUGCACAGCCACACCGGCCCGGGGCAUGCGGUUGCCAGCAGUAGGGGAGAGCUGCUCCCCUCCUUCCUGGGUUUAGUGCGGCCGAGCGGUCUUUCAGGAAGUGCUCACUGAGAGAGAGAUAGUACACACGUAGGGGAUGGGGGGUUGGAGAUGUCGCACAUGGGAGGGAUGGAGAGGUUGUUGAUGUGACAAUGAAGGGGUUGUGGAUGUCGUACAUGGAGGGGCUAGGAAUGUCACACAUGAAAGGAAUAGGCAUGUCACACAUGGGGAUGUCAACGCAUGGAGGGGAUGGAGAUGUUACACAUGGAGGGGUUGGAGAUGUCACACAUGGAGGGGUGACCUGACAUGAGGUAAGUAUUAUUUUUAGCGUGACUGCGCAAUUAGACACAGACACACUGAUCGGGCGCAUACAUGUGUUUGUGCUGGGAUGGGGGCCUGACAUUAUAGUGGCAUUAGCCAACACCUACAAACUUUAAGCAGAAAGUAUAUCUUGUGUUGGUCAACCUGAUCCAUCAUUUUUAUGAAUUUAGGAAACGAACUCCUUUAAGAAGAAAAAAAUCACCCCCCCGGGUUCGUAUUGGUUAUGGGGUAACCAAAAAGGGCUUAACCCCAUUUACAAAUCAAAAAAAAAAUAAGUCGGAACCUACUUCAAAAAAAGACAGUCAGGUGCCGACAGGGAUUACUCUCAGAGUAUCUAGUAUUUCACAGCAGUUAAAAGAUUAGAAAAAAAUACAAGUAUAAAUGUGAAAGUGAAAAAAAAGAUUAAACAUGGGUAGCUAUUAGAGGUAUUGAAUUAGAGAAUCUCCAAGUAAGGUUUGUAUGGAGUAUUUCCAUACUAGAUACUCUGUGGGUAAUCCCUGUCGGCACUUGACUGUCUCUUUCAUUUUUAUGAUUAUAUCAUAUUUUCUAAUACAACUUCUCAUUGCAUGGUGGCUGAUGUCACACUCGCUGUUCCUCUUCUGGCAUAUUGACUAUAUAAUAUUGACGUUUUCUCAACAUGGGGCUGGUUUAAAUCUAAGAGUUAAAGCCUUUCAACUCUUAGAACAGUAUAGUCUGACAGCUAUUUAAAGGGACAGCAUUUAUGUGCCAAAAUCACUACUUUUAAGAUGUAGAGGUUAUUGUACUGUUUUCUAUUAAGGCAUGAUAUAGAUAUUUCAUUCUACAAUAUAUGUAGAAAAUAAAUGUAAUAAUUGUAAAAUAUAAAGUUAUUGCUUUUUAAUGAAAUUUCCAGGCAUUUUGGAUCACAAUCCUUGCUAUGUUUUAAAAAGCUGUGGUUAAAGUAGUGCUUCAUUGCGAAGGGUUCAUGAAUUAAUGUAGGAUAAUUUUUACUUUUCCUAAGGUCUUACUUGAGAUAUAUAGAUAAUAUGAUAUGAGAUGAUGAUGAACAACAGUACACAUUGAAGUAAAUUUGCAUGAACCAUUUUUUGUUCACCCCACGUAUUAUUUAGUGGUUAUCAUCAGAUAUAUAUUACAUGUCAAUUGUAAUAUGUUGUGUAUAUAUGAUUUCAGAUUAAAUUGAAACAUCAAAAAACAAGAUAGAAGACAGACAACUACAAGUCAAGACAUUAGUGGACAGCUAUGAAAAAAAAUGCAUACACGCAACUUUUUAAAUAAACAAUGUUUUAUUAAAAUUACUGCAUUUACACAAACAAUGGAUGUAUUUCUGACAUACAGAAAUAAAUGCUGUUAUCCUACAAUUUAAAUUUGUAAUUCAGUUAUAGGCUUUACAGUAAUUGUUUCAAAUACCUUAGUAACUUUUUUUCUAUGUCACAUCAAAAUGUAAUUUUACCGCAUUACAUCUUAAUAAAAACAAAUGUUACUUAGUACGUGGAUACGAUUUUAGUAUAAUUGAUUUCAAAUGAAUAAAAAGUUGUAUUUCAAUGGUUAAUUUGCUUUAUAUCACACAUUAGUGGUUAUUUUUCAACUGUAUUUAUUUCAAGAAACUAAACAUGUUUAAUUGUAGAUAACAGUUUCCAAGUUUGUAUAUUAUGGUCAAUUUAAUUAGUUAUCGUGUGAACUUUUUCUGUGUAUUCCUUCCUUGUCUUGACUACACCAUCAUAUUUAUCUGUAUUAAGUACAAAAAGUAAUUUAGCUACUUGCAGGUACACUCUUAGCAUUAACACUAACUAUAAAGUCCUGGUUAAAUGGACAAACUAACCUGCUGAAACAAUGCUUGGUGAAGAGAUUGACAAUGUUUUUCCACAAGGCCCAUUUAAUAUGAAAAUACAAAUACAAACUUUCAAGCAACCUUCAAGAUUUUACAGGGCACUGAAACUCCUGAUAAAACACUGUGUAGUACAAAUAAAUAAAAAUAAAUGGACAGUUUUGUAGAAUAUGCAAGCCAAACUUCAGUUACAGUCUUUAUAUUUAUACCAUAACAUACAUUUCCAAACACUUUCGUUGUUAUAAUCUUGUACUCAAGUCAUUUAUCAUACAAUGUAAAUAUUUGAAAUAUAUUUACAAAAAAAAUGUGAGGCUAAAUUUAAAGUGUUUAUGAAAAUCCACCUACCUAUGCUACACAUUUUAUUAACUGCUCUAUUAUUUUUAUUUAAAUUAUUACAUACUGUAAUCUCCAACAUUUUACUGGUUAUUAUAUUUAUGUCAAUUUGUAUUUCUUUUAUUGUUUAAUAACCCCGAAUUCACUAUUGCUUCUACAUCUUUCAAAUCAGUGUAAUAAUGAAAGUUUUUACAUUUUUUUCAUACACCCAAAAAACUACUUUUUAACCACCAAUCAUUGCUUACUUUUCAUUUUAAACUGGUAUAAAAUAGUGCUUUUUAUGCACGAUGUAUGCAUAAAAUUUGAAAUAUUCUCAGUAACAAACACAACAUUAAAGCUCCUGGUAGUACAGUAUUGAAAUAAAACAUGGUGUACAGUUGGAGGAUCUAUAAAAAAACAGUAGUAAUAGUUUUCAUAUAAAUGUAUUUAAUAAAUAAAGAACUGUUGAUUAUGUACAUAAACAAUGCACAAUGUGUGCCGCUCAAAUUCAAAGUACACAAAAAAGGAAUAGUAAUCAGGGCAUAGUAUAGCUACUGCAAUUACAGGAUCAGUUUGUUAAUGAUACAUGCUCCCAAUAAUAUGCCCAGUCUCAGUUACGAUAAUUCAGAGAAAUUAUGAAAUCAAAAACUGAGCACAUUGCCUGUGGUUUAUUUAUUGUUGUUGAUUCCAUUCUGUAUAUUGCAUAACUUAAAGCUAGUCUCAUUAGCUGCAUUGCUGACCUAUAUUUACAGUACACUGAUUAGCAGAUACCUGCCAACAGUUUUAAAUUGAUGGGAAUCAUGACAUUCAGACACACUACCCAGUGUAAAUUGUGUGAACAGUCAUGCUUAAACAGUCAUCUAAUAGGGAACUGAUUUGAGAAAAUAUCAAAAAAAAUUGUAUGUGUGUCCAUACAACAUUUUCUGUACGUAUCGUAUGCAUGUUUUGUGUGUGAAUUUGUAUUGUGUGAAUUUAUGCCGUACAAAAUAGCUAGAAUCCCAUACAAUAUGAAAUAUUGGUUGUUACCUUUUUAUGCCAUUGUUUUUUGCAUAACUACUCACCCUUUUACACAUCUCAGCAUUUUGUAAUGUCAAAAUCUGUUAUUAAAAUGGAACUAACUGGGAUUUUUACCAUCUGUUACAUAGCAUAUCUAUCAGUUUGUGACGCCAAAUAGUUUUAAUUGUGACAAAAGUUAAUGAAAAACAAACAGAUAUUUCAUUAAAUUCUACUAUGGAUAAAUGGUAAACCUGAACUAAUAACUGCUUGCCUGACUUAAGAUGUCACAAUGUUAGAUAUGUUGUGUAAUCAAAAUUUUAAUUCCAGGUUGUAACAGUGCAAAAUGUGGAAAUGGUACUCGUAUUGGUUAACUAUUUGAGCCCCUGUAUAUUUUACUUGUGUGUGAAACUAGGGUGUUGAUUGAAUUAAAAACUGAAUUUGUAAAAUGUCAGUCAAUGCCAUUCGAGGUUUGCCAUUAUAGGAAUGUAGCUACUUUAGGAUUUUAUUUCACGAAUAACUUUUUCAAGAUUUAAUUUUGCUAAUUCAGUGUUUAAUUCACUCACUGUUUACAGAAUAAAAAAAAUAUAAAACUAUAAUAUAACUUGAUUGACAGGGGUAUUAUUGUGUCUUUACAAGACGUAGAUAGUUUCUGAAUAUGUAACACUCAAUGUUUUUCCAAUUUUACAAACAGCACCUGUCGUCACUAUUAAAUAUAUAAUAUGCUAAAACAGAAUCAUGAAUUGAAGAAUGGAUUAAACAUUGUAAAUAAUUUACAAUGUUAAUGUUGAUAGUUGCCUUGUGUAAUAAGAACAAAAGAAAAAAAAGCUUUAAUACUGUAGGAAUUUUGAAAUGUUUUUUUACAUGAAGUGUUAGAAUUCAUUAUAUUAGUAAGUAUAUAAUUAUGUACUAUAUUAAAAUAUUAUGUUUUUCCAUGGAUUAGUGCAUGUAUAAUCUAAAAACUGAUUGACUGAACAUGCACUCAGUGUUAGGUAUUAUUUUGUAAAGUCACUAAUCUAAAUAGACAGAGGACAUGUCUAAUCUGACUUUAAAAAAAAAAAAAAAGCUGAUACCUCUAUCCAAUUCUCACACCACUGAAUAUAAAUUGCAUGUUAAAAUUAUGCUCUGUAUGUAAUUUUAUUUAAACAAUAAAAAUAUCAAUAACAUUUCAUAAAGAUAACAAAUAUGUUCCUAUACUAAAGGGACACUACAGUCACAAGAACCACUAGUGGUUCUAGUGUCUGUAGCAUGUCCCUGCAGGUUGAACAUAGUAAACGCUACCUUUUCAUAGAAAACCUAGGAACACCUGGAAGUCACGGAGACACUCUGCAUUGAGGUGCUGAGCUUCCCCAUAGAGAUGCAUUAAAGCAAUGCAUCUCUAUGAGGAGAUGCUGAUUGGCGCAACUCUGCGUUUUGCCGUCCAUGUGCAAUAUCCACCCAAUGCGUUCGUAUUGGAAAGAAUUGGAUUGGCUGAGAUCAUAAUGAGUGAUGUUCUCAGCCAUAAAGGCAGGGGCUAGAUGUAGUGAGGGAAAAAAAGUAAGUAAACUCACCUUUCCCAUGCAAUUGGAGGGAAGGACAGUAAUCUAAAUAGUUAUACACUAUAGUAUCAGGAAUACGUUUGUAUUUCUGACACUAUAGUGUUCCUUUACGUAUUGAAACCUAGUGCCACGGAAGCUCAGAGUUUAUAUAGAAAUACAAAAUAUGGGCCAUUUUGUAGCAAAAAAAUUGACCUAGAACUGUUAAUUACAAAAUUUGAAGUUGGUCGGACUCUGGAUUUCAAAGGAAAAUGUGGAUAAAAGAGCAUUGUAUGACGGUUAGAGGUGAUGUAAAACAAGUGUGCAGAUCAGAAAAAAAAGCAUUAUAUUAUUCGCUUAUUUUAAUAUUCCAUUGAGUGCAUUCGGAUGGAUCAGUAGUAGUAGUGAGUCUAGCAUCCUAUUUGAAAGGCUUCAAAGUUCCAUGAAUGGGAAUGAAAUAAUAGUCCAGCAACCUAUUUGAAAGGCUACAGGGUUCAAUGGAUGGGAAUAAACUAAUAUUAUACCAUUUAACCACAUUAAGACAUCACAAAAGCUUUUCCAUUUGGGAGAAUAGCAAGAAAGGCAUUCUGAUAAAAGCCUUAUUUUUUUAUAUUUAUAUUAAAAUAUAAAUUUAGACUUUGCCAUCAAGCGUGAAGAGAGAGAGGGAGAGAGAGUUUUGGGUGCAAAACUGAAAGUACUAACAAACAACCACUACAUUGAUAUAUGGUGUUGGCAACAUUGAGCUGCUUGUAUACUACCCAUCAAAAGGUUCUAUGUAAAAUAGAAGGACAAAUGUGUGGAACAAAAAAUAUGAGCUUUUGCAAGACAAUGAUCCCCAGCAAAGGGCUAAACAACUCAGUACAACUUAAAGUAACUAGCACCAUAACUUUAUAGCCCAUGAUAGUGAUUAUUGUGCCAGGAGUGCCCUAGCAUUCUCCCACAGUAAGCAGUAAAACCAUUUAAGAACCAUUUGUACCCAUGGCCACUUCCAUUACGCUAAACCGUGCUGUGCAUCUACCUGUUCUGACAGACUUAGCUCAGUGCAGGUGCUUCCAGGGACCACAGGAGCGGGCACCCGAUGAACCCCAGGUAAGCAGACAAAUUGUUUUUAAAUGGUUUGACUGCUCAGUGUGGGAAGGUAGCAGGGCACCACAACCAGUAUAGCGGUCGGUAGUGAAUAGGGUUCUUGGAGUAUCCCUUUAAAAACAACCAGGUGAGUUGUCUAUAAGUAGUACAUUGAAAGUCCAAAAUGAAUUACUUCUCAGAUUCUAGGAUGGGGUGGGGAACAUCCGGCCUGCAAAAUCAUUUGAAUCGGACGGUGGAGAGCUGGCCCUGCUUGUCAGCCUUUUUUGGGCCGGUGGAGAGAUCACAGAUCUCCCUCACCGAUCUUCGGGCAGUUUAUUAAGGGAGAGGGAGGAAACUAGGACCCGGGAGCCUGCUGGAUAGGAGGAGGACCCAGGAGGCUGUGAUGCAAAUCGGAGCGUUGCCGCGUGUAAUCCUGGAAACACUCUGACAGCGAUGUGCUCGCGGGAAGAAAAUAGUGAUGUCAGCCUGCAGGCUAAAGUGCACGCGAAACCACUGGACAACCAGGGAUCGCAGUGAUAUGUUCUCUCCUUCCAUAUCAGAGGUAAGAAGGAGGAGGGGGGUGCAUACAUUUUUUUCCUCUUUGUAAGUAAAAAAAAUCUAUAGAUUUUCUCCCUGAUCCCCCCACCCCAAUAUAGACCCCUGACACACACUACACUACCUCACAUACACAUACUGCACCCCUCACACACACACACACAUAACCCCUCACACAAACACACAAACACACAACACAACUCACACAAACACCCCACACACACACUGCACCCCUCUCACAAACACAGCAUCCCUCACACACAGUACACCCCCUCACACACAGACACACACAGCAUCCCUCACACAAACACACUACACCCCACACACACACACAGCACACCUAACACACACAGAACCCCUCACACAUACUCUGCACCCUUCACACACACACACACACACACACACAUGGAACUCCUCGCACAAACAGACUGCACACCCACCCCAACACACAUAGAACUCCUCACACAAACACACUGCACCGCCUCACACACAAACAGCACACUUCACACAAACACACUGCACUCCGCACAAACACUCUGUACCCAUUACUCACACACUCACAGACUGCACCUCACACACACACACACACUACACCCCUCUCACACACACAUUACACCCAUCUCUCUCUCACACACACACUGCGAGUAUCAACAUCAUCAAUACCAACAUCACACCAAAGAGAAGCAGUUCCAGCCAUCAAAUUAGGAGUGAGUUAAUUAAACGUUUGACCAAAUACAGCAGGCUAGUUCUUAAGCUGAUAAUUUUGUAUGGCCUGCGAAUGAUGUUUUAAAUAUCCAAAUGGUGCUAGGCAGAUAAAAAGUUCCCCACCCCUGUUCUAGGACACAAUUAAUACAUCAUCUAGAGGCAGCAACUAAUGGUGUGUUUAAAAAGCUAAAAAUGAUUUAUCCAAAAAGACUUACAGUAACACUCAUAACCACAUUAACUGAUUAAAAUACUUGGGUACCUGGAGCUUUCGGUCCCAAAUCAAUGCUAAACAAUUUUACUCAGAGAGAUUCCGUCACUGGCAGUCAUUCAGCCAAUGACAAAAUGUCAUAGGUAAAGCUAUGAUCCACUUCACGUUGUACCAAGGGAUGCAGGCAGUAAUUAGCCUGAGAGCUUCAACAGAGUGCUCUCAGCCAAUCACUAACUCAAUAGCCAGUCUGAAAUGGUUUGCAUAACUGCGCCUCUGUCAUAUCGUAUUUAAAGGCAUUACUGUGGGCUGCAGUGAGUAAAGCAUUUAGCAGUGAUGUAAAACCCAUUUCCAGCAAACUCCAGGCAUCAUGAUCAUCUCAAUCACUUCAAGUGGUUAUGCUGUCCACAGUGUUCCUUAAAACAUAUCAUUGCAGUUAAACAGGCUAUGUGGGUGAGGUAUUUAAAUGCUUAUACAAGUAGAAUUUUCAGGUCUAAUUUUAGGCUAGGAUAUUUUAACAAUAUUCCCUGUGGGUGUUAAAAUAACAUUCCAUACAGACUUAAAUUCCAGUGUCCCAGUUAUAAUUUGAAAUUGAAGUAGCACCUCAGAAGUGUGUGCUUUCAAUUGGUAGCCAUUUACACUGUGGAUCAUUUUCAGUGAAGUUUAUGAGGCCAAAACUAAUUUGAAAUGUAAAUGACAGCAUUAUUUCAGAACAACCUGCAAGACCAUUAACAUGUCUCCAUCUCUUAGCAGAAAAAAUAAAAAUUAACCUUUAUAAAAUGUAAAACCUCUUUAGUUUUGAUAAGCGUUCAAUAAAAUUUUGUUAUAAGGAGGAAGUGUUUGGAGAUUCUAUUUUAAGCCUGAAAGUCAGUGUUGGGGGAGCAUAAAGUACAUUUACUAAGAAUCCAACAGAUGGGAUAAGGCCAGCCUUGGGACAAACAGUGAUGGCAAGGGAUGCCAAUGGGGAGCCAUGUGGCGUAGGCCUUCUAGAUAGACAUUUCCAGCAAUGCAGCAAAAUCUCCCCCAGCACUGGUAAUAAACCAUAAAUUCCCAUUUUGAAAUCCUUUUUAAAUCAGUGCUUUUCUGUUCAUUUUACUUUUUUUUCAUGUUUGAUGAAUCCGUUUUUCUUGUGUUUGCCAUUUGCUAUUCCGUUAUGACAAAAUCCAUUUAGGGUGCUGUGCUUUGCACUGGUUAAAUUUUUCUUAAAAUAUUUGACUAGAUUUGAAACAAAGUACCAGCCUAAGAAACCUGCUAAAAAUGUAAGUAUAAUAGCAUCCACUAAAUAGUACUGGUACAAAGAGAUAUCAUAGGCCGCAGCUCGCAGGUGUUCUGCCCCAUCAUGACGUAGAAUGUAAUCAAUCCAAUAUGUAGCUCUAGUCACAGGAUGGCCUGGUUGAUCCUUGUGAAUGUUGGACAUCCUCAACGCCUGUUGUCGAUAAC